AUGGAGUUGGCUCACAGCUUUUUGCUUAAUAAAGAGGCCUAUAACCAACUGGGCGAAUUUCAGAAAGCAGAGUUUGUUUUCGAGUGGCUGAGGUUUUUGGAAAAACUUUUGCCAGCAACCAGCCGGGUGAGUAUUGUACAACUGGAAUAAAAUAACAUUUUGAGAAAAUUGUCUUUUUUACAUACUUUUGUCCCCUAAGUGGACCACAAUCCUAACCAGUGUAUGCUAGGGAGAAGUUGUUGUUUAGCCAAAGAUAGGGGACUGUUAAGGGUUGGCUAGAUGGCAGGAGCAGUGUGGUGUGUGUGCAUCCGAUUUUGAGACAGACUUAGACUUGAAUGGGUCUGAGCCUAGUUCAGAAAGGGGCGAGGCUUUUCAAGCAGAGGAUGUUCACAUUCAGACCCCACCACAAUUUGAACUUAGCCUUGUCUCUAACUGUAAAACCAAACUUGUGUAUUUUAUCUUAUAUUUUAUUCUGUGAACUGCCCAGAGAUCUAGUGAUGAAGGGCGGUAUAUGAAUUUAAAUAAAUAAACGCACUGCUUACUCUUUUUUUGUUUUCAGGCCGAUAUAAAGGAAAAACAGAGCAAGCUUGUUGAACAGCUGAUAUCUUUAUUAACCAGUUCCCCAGGACCUCCUGCCAGACAGCUUAUUGCCAAGAAUCUUGCUAUAAUAUAUAGCACUGGGGACACGUUUUCUGUGCACCAAACAAUUGAUAAAUGCAAUGAACUUAUUCGCAGUAAAGAUGAUUCACCAAGUUAUCUGCCUACAAAACUGUAAGUCUGGAAAGGUCCUGUGAAGUCUUAUUAGAAUAUUCCUCCUUCAUUUUAAAACAGCAAAGUGACGAGCUCUGUAACUGAUAGCAGGAGUGACUUCCGGUUUCUGUCGACCCAGGCAAGAGAGUCAUAGUGGGCUCCUCUUGCUAUACUGUACUAUGCACAGGCCUUUCCUCCCCUUUCCUCCUGUCCUUUUCUCUGAUUACAUCCCUUUGCAGGAAUGAGAUUAGAAUUGUGUGAUGGAGUAGAAUGGUCCAAACAGAUCCCAUAUUCCUUGGUGCAGCUAGAGAGUUUGAGCUGAUAUGGUAGCAGAGACUGCCAUGAAAAAUGUUAUCAUUGCUAGGUCUAUGGAGAUGAAUUCACAAGAUAUGGAUGUCCCAGAAGGCUUUGGAAGGGGGAUAUGCAGUAUAUGCACCCAAAGUCGGUGCUUGAGGGAGGAAGCAAAGACGCAUACCAUAUACAUGGUCUUGGAAUCACAAGAGAGCAGGAGGAAGUCCUUCUGAGAAAAAUCCCUUCAGGCUCAGAUGAGGACCAGAAAGCUCAAUCCCAAUGAGAUAGGAAAGGCAUGCUGGGAUCCUUCUGGCCUCGUAGCUUUGCUCAUUGGCAGGUCCACAUGGGCUAGUCCAUCACACCCAUUUAUGUUGGCUUGUUGCUUGUUAUGGCCAUCACCAUUGCUUGCAUUUGCUGGACACACUCUAAUGGGUGGCAAGGCUAAUAAGGAGGGUAGAACAGUAAGCAACAGUGGCUGUUGUUCCCCCUCACUACAGCUGGGCUUCAGCUAUGUGUCCUGACAGAUAUCCAGCUGUGCUAACUGAUGUUGACAGGGAUGGACAAGAGCCUACUUUUUCAGACAUGCCUGAUAUCAAAGUUUAUGCCAGUGUCACUUUGCUGGUUUUUUGGGGGGCGGGUGGGUUUAGGUAUCACAGACCUCCUGUUGUUGUUUUGUGACAGAGUAGAUGAACACGGCUGCCCUGGUCAUCUGGCUUAUUUCUUUAUUCAGAUAAAUCCAUUUAUUCAGAUAGAUCCAUUAAGUUGUGAACUGCCUUGAAAGAGGAUCAUCCAAUUUUUUUUCUUUUCUGUACGAUUGUGAAAUCAGUUUAGCUUUUUUUUUUUAAGUGUUGAUCAUGCAAUUUAGCAAUACAGUUGUUUACUUCCUAAGUAAUUUAAUGCUAAAUUGCUUUUUGUAAUUGUAAGCUUCAGCGGUGCACGAUAAAAUGCUGACAUCGUAUAACUUACUAAGAAUAUUUUGUUAAACAUAUGUUGAUUGACUGCCAUUCCUCCCCCCCUUUCCAAUUCUCUGUUGUUGUUUUUAAGUGCUGCAGUGGUUUGUUUGGGCUAUUUGUACAAAAAACUGGGAAGAAUUUUGGGCAACAGCUUUGUGGAUACUGUCGGGAAUAUCCUUAAAGCAAUGAAGAAUGCAGAGGUAAGGAAGCAUGAAACAAGUUGGGUGGGUUGACAGUUGGAAAAAAUGCCCAAAGAAGACUUAUUUCUAGAACAUUAUAUUUAUUAGGAGAAAAUGUUUCCCAGUAGGAGAGUAGUGUUUGAAUAUGAGGCUUGACAAUUACCUUUGGGUGCAUAUUUUUAGAAUCAUCUUUCUAUUGCUGCCCAGGGCUCCUUUGGGAGGAAGAGAAGAAUAUAAAUUGAAUGGAUGAAUGAAUUUUAAAUAAACAUAAAUUAUUGUAUAAGAUGAAAUAAUAUUAUUAAUUCAUUAACAUACUUGCAAAGCUACUUUAGUCUUGAAUCAAACUUCAUAAAUAAAUUUGUUUUGCUUUAGAAGAGUAUUCCUACUACAGGUUUUGAGAUCUCGAAUAGUGCAGAGACUAGAAUGCUGUGGUUUGUGUGAGAUAAUUAAUCUUCCAGUUUCCACUCCUGCCAUGAAGUUCACUAAGGGGGCCUUGGGCAAGAUCUCUCACUCUAGCUUACCUCACAUGAUUUCAGUAAUGCUAAAAACAUUACUCUAAACUUGCUCAAGGAAGAAUGGGAUGAAAAUGUAACUAAUGAGUAGAUAAAAUAAUGUCCUUUAGUUGAAAACCACAUGACCUUUUUCUCUUGUCUUGUUAGUCUCAAGGGCGGUAUGAGAUCAUGCUAAGUUUGCAAAAUAUAUUGAAAGGUCUGGGAGUUGCUGCUAUUCCAUGUCACAGAGAUAUUUACAAAGCUGCCCGUUCAUGCUUAACUGAUAGAUCAAUGGCAGUUCGCUGUGCUGCUGCAAAGGUAAAGUGCCCUAUUAAUUGUUUUUAGUAAUUAAUCUUCCUGUAUACAGUUGCAUAUGUUAAAUGGAGGAUAAAAGAAAAUCAAUUGUCUCCCUCUCUCUCACGGCACAGAAAAUAUUUUUGAUACAUUUUGCAAUUCAAUUGGUAAAAAAUACAUCCAUGUAAUAUUUUUGCUAGGAAGCUUUUUCCACCAUAAAUGGCUGUAUUUUUGGUCAGUUUUCUGUGCAACCUGUAUUGUAGAAUUUGUACAUCUUAUCCAGCUGUACUUUUUAUCAUGAUUAUGAUUGGAUUUAUAUACCGCCCUAUACCCGGAGGUCUUAGGGUGGUUCAUAGAACAAAAUCAAAAUAAAAAACCACAAAUAUGUAAUCAAAAUAAAAACAACAAAACAAUAACCCUGCCCCCCCAAAAAAAAAUUCAAAAGGGCAUAGGAUUUUGCAGUCUUGACUGCCAUUGUAUAAAUAAAGCCCCACAGAUUAGAGUAAAAAGCACAUGUUUUAGUAAUUGGGUCAAUUUUUAUUAUUUUAUCCUUUUUUUCCUUUGCAUUUAUAUCUCACCUUUUCCUCAAGGAGCUUAAGUUCCCUUCCUGUGGUCAGUCUACAAUCAAUUUAUAAGCAAAGUAUAAAUUCACAUGAACAGAUUUUUUAAAAAACAGUUUGAAUUUGUUUUUUAAGUUUUUAAGUUUAAGUUUAAGAAUGAAGUUACUAUUCAUUCCCAUAUAUUAGAAACUGGUAUUAGCAGUCUGGCCCAGAAGGUGUUGAAUAUCUUGUUGCCAAAGUGGAUCACCCUGCCAUGUUUAGAAUACUUUAAAAUAAUGUACACCAGUGAAGUUGAAGUCCUUUCAUUUAAAAAAAAAUAUAUUUUAUUUUUCCGUCUAUAAGAUGCCCCCAUGUAUAAUACGCCCCCUGAUUUAAGAAAAUGGAGGGAGUUGUAUCCGUGUAUAAGACGCCCCCAACCUUUUGACAUUAUUUUUUAGGGGAAAAAACCUAGUCUUAUACGCGGAAAAAUAUGGUAAUUGAUUUUACAACAUACAAGAAUUCAAAAACCCCCACAAACAAAUUGAUUUGUUUGCCUCAUACCUGUCAAUGGUUGUGUAGCCACAUUCUGCACUAAUCGAAGCUUCUGAACCAUUUUCAAAGUCAGCUCUGUAUAAAACACAUUGCAGUAGUGCAAUCUUGAGAUCAGCAGAACAUGAUUACUUUAGCCAGGUUAUCCUUGCUUAGAUAAGGGCAGUAGUUGGACCACCAGCUUAAGCUGGCAGAAGACACUCCACAAUUCAUUGCAUUGUACUUGUGCAAAAAAGACUGAACCUAUUUCUUUUCUUGUUUCCCUGUUUUUGUUUUGUAUAGUGUCUUCUUGAACUGCAGAGCGAAGCAAGUUUUAUGUGGAGUACAGACCUGGAUAGUGUUGUAACUCUGUGUUUUAAGUCAUUUGAAGGGUCGAAUUAUGAUGUACGAAUUGCUGUUUCUAAGCUUUUAGGCAGUGUAUUAGUGAGUGCUGUAACAUCUAAACAAGGCGGCACAGGUAAAAUUAUUAGGGUUUCUUUCUUCCUAUGUCGAUGUGAGAAAAUAAUAAUAAUAAUAAUAAUAAUAAUAAUAAUAAUAAUAAUAAAUUAUUUGUACCCCACCCAUCUGGCUGGGUUUCCCCAGCCACUCUGGGCGGUUUCCAACAGAAGAAUAAAAAUACAUUAAAACAUCAGUCACUAAAAACUUCCCUAAACAGGGCUGUAAUGUAGAAAUUAUUGGCAAACUGCAGUAAAUAGUGAACAGCCUUCAAAAUAGAUGUGGUUUUAACAAAUGACAAUCUAUUGUAUAUGAUCCCCCCUGCCAUGUGAAGGUUUCGGUCACUUGCUGGAAUUAAAAUGCAAUCAGAACAUAUACGGUUGGGAUUUAACAAUAGCUUCAUUUGAAAGAGACAUUCGCACAGCUUCACACAAACAUAGAAAGACGAAACAAAACAUAUGUUUCUUGCAUUCUCAGGGUAGUAGAAAUUAAAAGUAGCAAUGGUGUUCUGUCAGCCCAUACUCUCAAACUCAUUCCGAUAGGAGCAGGGCUUCAGUCCUAAAGACCUCUCUGUCUGUCUCUGUCUCUCUCUCACACACCCACACCCACACACCCUGAGCACACUUCUCUAGUUUUUAAAACCUUGGCAUCCGUACAAGAUGGUGUACCUCAAGUGCAGUACCCCAUUGGCUCACUGUCUGAGCUUUCUCCCCAUGUGACUUUGCCCUACUGCCUAGAAAUCAGAUGUGUGCUGAGUGUUUCAGCAAGAUUGGUGCUUGUACUUUUCCAUUCUUAUACAAACCCACCCGUAAACCUGACCACAUCUAUACUUCCAGUUGACAACUGGAAACUGACUUCAGAUGGCUAACUUAUUCUAAGAGAUGCUUCUGAGGCCUAAAUGAGAGAAAUAUACAUAUGAUGCAUUUAGCUGUAGCUAAAGAGGUCAAUUAUAGAUGUAAAUAAAUCUAUAACAGUUUAUCCGUGGCAUGAUCUAUCGUGUUGCAAAAUGGGCAUCACUGUGGAUAAAGACCCAAGGCAGACAAGGCAGGGAAUAACAGAAGGAAAGAGAGAAAAAUGGCUGUUAAUAUAGGGGAGGACUGACUGUGAAGUCAUGUUUCAACUUAAAGAGCCUGUUCCUAAUCGAAGCACUCCUUAGUGGACAACUGAUCCAACUUGGAUUCUUUUAAUGUGCUCCAUUCUCAUUUCAAUAACACUUAGAAUGAUUCGUGAUUCGUCCAAUGAAGUUUUACUUCUAGGCCUGCUGCUCCCCUUAGAUAAAUUUGGAAAUGAAUAGUAUUUUUUUCUAAGCCUGAAACUACCAGUAAAAUGUGUUUGCUUUCACUCAUCUCUUCCAUUACGUACUGUAGUAAAAAUAAACAACAACCCUGUAGUUUACCUAGAUCAGGAAUUAUACUGUUUAUAAGCCUUGCUAAGCCAUCUUCCUCAUCCAGGAAACCAAACGAAAAUGUUCCUGUGAGUGCAUGCACUGACAACUGUGUGUAUUCCUCCCAAAGCUUAUGUCCGUUGAUAUUUAGCCAUAUGUGCCUGCAGCCAGUGUCUCCAGUGAACACUAAUAACUUCAUCACAUUUUGUUUUAUUUAUUACAUUUAUAUACUUCCUUUAUCUUCCAAGGAGCUCAAGGUGGUAUACAUGGUUUUUCAAGGUGGUUACAUAAGGCUCAAACAUAUAUGCCAUGAUCCUCUGUGCAUACUUGAAAGUCCAAUGAAUUAAGAUGUACUUCAGAUAAAUGUUCAUAGGAUUAGACUGAACUUCAGACCUUUAACCCAAUAACUAUGUCGUAUGAACUGAAUGUUUAAGUUUAGUUAUGAUACCUGAGACUUUGUUGUAACACAGUAGAAUCUAAUAAAUAAAUGUGGAUGCAUUUUCCCCCUCAUUGAAAAAGCAUCUGCCAGACAAAAUGUUCGCAAGAUCUCAUUUGAAGAAGCCUUGGAACUUCUGGGUACAGGUUUCCUUCGGGGAAGUACAGGAUUUCUACGAGCCAGUGGUGAUAUUCUGAAAGGGACAAGCUCGGUCAGCAGGGAUGUUAGAGUUGGAGUCACUCAGGUUUGAUUAUGUUAUAUAUUGUAAAAGUUACUAUUUUGGUUUUUUUUUGCUUUGUUUUUCUGUGAAAGUAUUGAACUAGUUAAUUGAUUUUACAUGUUAAUAUUUUACAGGCUUAUACAGAAGACUAAUUACUUGUCUUCUAAUAUUUCCCAGUGUUUUACUUGGAUGCUAAUGGUGCUUAUUUCUCUUUUUGAAAGAGAAAUUAAUUUGCUAAUAAUGAAAUUAUUUUAAUGUUUAUUUAUAAUUUUCUUUCACAAUGUUUGAGUUAGUUCAUUGUCUUUUCAUUUUUUAAAAAAAAUGUUUCUUAACAUUCAAAAACCCUUCUGCCUUCGUUUAAGAGCUAUUAUAUUCUGCAGCUUGCAAUGGUGAGGCCUUCUCUGUGAUCUGGUUCGCGUGUCACAUUAAACCUUAGUUAAAAUAAACUAUGGCUUGAUGUGAAUGAGCAGUGCGCUUGUGCAUGCUGCUGAAAUCGCAGGAGCUUUGCUCCUCCUUCACUUGCUGCUGCUGCACCGCCAGGAAACCAGGCAUGGUCUGACUUGUUGCCUCAUCUGAACCUGGGCUCAUGAUCUGUUUCUCUCUAAAACCUUGGCUUUCACUCGUGAUCUGUGUGAGAAACAAACCAUGAGCCUGACUGGUUUCCCACAAACAUGUAAUUGCUCUUAGCUGAUGUCUGAAAGAACUUGUUCCUUGAUUAAGCAUUAAUAAAGCAACUAAAAUAACACAUCUUUCACAUUUUUUCGGAUCAGUGGCUGUCAAGGACAGAGAGCCAUGGCAGAGAGAACUAACUAAUAUCAGAGCAGUUUCAUAUUUAGCAAUUUAGUCUCUGAGACUUUUUGUUACAGAGUCAGUAGAGCUGAGGAUUUUUGUGACAUAAAUGCAAAUCCGGUAUUGGGGAGGGGAUUAAUUCUUUGCCAUCUGUUAAUUGAUUGCCCUUCAUAGGGUGCCAGUAUGAAGUGACACCCAAAUCCCCUCCCCAGUAGGGCAUAUGCUUUAAAAAAUCUUGCUGUAUUAUUGAAACACUAAUUCAUUCCUUCUCUUCUCCCCAUACCGUCCAACAAGCAAAUGCACCCUGCUGCAUGGUGAGGCCAGCUGUCCCUUCAAAAUACCCUAACUAAAAUAAAAAUAAAGCUACAGUUUCUUCUUUAAACAAUUCCAUCAUACAUGGAAGUCCAGAACCUGUAGCAGGCUACUCAGGAAAAUUAUUUUAGGGCUGUUUCUGCCGCACAUUUUUGAAGAAAAAUAAUUGUGUUUUCAUGUCUAAAGCCUGAAGGGAUUAUGCUUAGAAAAUGUAUUCAGCUAAACUACAAAAGAUCUUGUCCUCCAACUACUUUUUAUUCUUUUCUCUAUGCUCAAAUAAAAUAAUGUUGAAACCUGUUUUUUUUUUUUAAUUCUAAAGUUAGAUUGCCAUAAAAUAACUCUCUCGUAACUAAUUCAAUAUAUUGGUGGGGAUACACCUAAUGAGUCCUGUCACCAAAAGUCCUGUGUGAGGGCUUCCACUUAUGCAAUGGGUUUUCUUUCCCCCCAUGACCCCGAAAUUGUUUUGGGGUGCAGGAGAACCCUGAAAACAAUGCUCAGGAGGAGGAGAGGUGGAUAAUUCUAUCUGGCAUUCUGCAAUGCUUGUGCUGAUAGGACAGUCAGCAUUGUGCAACACUGAUUUUCUUUCUGGGUGUGUUUCUUCCCAAUGCAAUUCUCAAUGUGGAUGUAGUAUUUAUGAGGUUGACCUAUUAACUGCAUUGAGUAGAAGUUGAUACCCAGUAAGAUAAUUUUUUCUUCAGAAUAAGGGCUCUCUAUAUUCUUCCCUUCUGUUCUGAUUCAUUGAGUUGCAAACAGUUAAAAUUCAUUUGUAAUAAGGAGGAAUAGUCCAGUCAUGGCAAACAUUUAAAAAAUAAAACCUGUAGGGUGAGGGUAAAAAUGCCCUAAUUCCCACAAGUGUGUAGUUUAUUGUAACCUAAUAAUUCUUAAAUUUCAUUUUGCACUAAAUGUGGGUGCUACAUGCAGAAUAUUAAAUUGCUGGAAGUUCUUGCAUACUGAUGCCAAAUGCAACAGUUUACAUAACAAGUAACAGCUGUUUCUCUUGUUCUCUUGUUCUGCUAUUAAAUAUAAGAGAGGAAGAGGCUGAAUGAACUAGCUGCUUUGUCGCUACUGGUUUAAUUUAAAGCAGUUUUUGCCCCCAACAUAGCAUCUAAAUUUGACUUAGAUGACUAAAAGCCAGUUUGUUUCCACCUUACUUCACAUAAUGAAGCUGGAAACAUGUUUGUCUUAAAAAAUAUUAACAAAAUUAUUUUGGUGUCCUGUUAAUAUUAUUUAAUGGUAGCCUUUAUGACUUCUUUCAUACUGCAUUAUAUUUUUGAGAAGAUUUUGAUGUAAAAACAUUGCAUUUUAAUCAAAUCUCUUUCAGGCAUAUGUGGUAUUUAUCUCCACGCUGGGAGGGCAGUGGCUUGAAAGGAAUUUUUCUGCCUUGCUUUCCCAUGUUCUGGACCUCGUUUCCCAGUCUCACCCUAAAGCUAUUCAGACUCAGAUGGACGCUAUCUGUCGCCGCCGCUGUAUUUCAUUUAUCCUCCGAGCUACAGUAGGAGGCCUUCUUGGGGGGAAAGCUCAAAUUGCAACUGCCAAGGAGAUUUGUCAAGCCAUCUGGAAGCUGAAGAAAGUUGUGGGUAUGGGACUAACAAGAUUAUGUGCUCUCCCUCCCCCCUCCUUUUCACUAGUACUUUGUAUCAUUUCCUAAUCUGCUCAUGAAGGCUAUGCAGUACUGUUUGCAUCUCCAACGAUGCCUUAUCUGAAAGAAAAAUCCACAUGGCCCUUUGGGAUUCAUUUCAGAAUAAUAAUUAAAAUACCUGUGAGUUCCUUUAAUGUUUUUCCAUAAUUUAAAGGUAAAGGGAUCCCUGACCAUUUGGUCCAGUCGUGACCGACUCUGGGGUUGUGGCGCUCAUCUCACUUUACUGGCCGAGGGAGCCGUCGUACAGCUUGUGGCCAGCAUGACUAAGCCGCUUCUGGCGAACCAGAGCAGCGUACGGAAAUGCCGUUUACCUUCCUGCCGGAGCGGUACCUAUUUAUCUACUUGCACUUUGACAUGCUUUCGAACUGCUAGGUGGGCAGGAGCUGGGACCGAGCAACGGGAGCUCACCCCGUCGCGGGGAUUCGAACCACUGACCUUCUGAUCAGCAAGUCCUAGGCUCUGUGGUUUAACCCACAGCGCCACCUGCGUCCCAUCUCCAUAAUUUAGGUUAGGGUUAUUAUGUGGAAGGUAAGUCUGAUGACUGACUAAGCGCCAUGGGAGUCAGAACUGCAUGUUGUGUACCAGGGAUACGGGUGGCACUGUGGUCUAAACCACGGAGCCUCUUGGGCUUGCCAAUCAGAAGGUCAGCGGUUUGAAUCCCCGUGACGGCGUGAGCUCCUGUUGCUUUGUCCCAGCUCCUGCCAACCUAGCAGUUUGAAAGCAUGCUAGUGCAAGUAGAUAUAGGUACCACUGCGGCGGGAAGGUAAACAGCGUUUCUGUGCGCUCUGGCUUCCAUCACAGUCCUCCGUGCGCCAGUAGCGGUUUAGUCAUGCUGGCCACAUGACCCAGAAAGCUGUCUGUGGACAAACACCGGCUCCCUCGGCCUGAAAGCGAGAUGAGCACCGCAACCCCAUAAUUGCUUUUGACUGGACUUAACUGUCCAGUGGUCCUUUAUCUUUACUUUUUACCUUAUUGUGUAUGACUGACUUCUAGCUGUUGAGGAUUUUCCACAGGUGUGGGAAUCAUGCACAUAUUCAUUGGUUAUGAACUUCCCUGUGGCAUCAAGCUAGUCUUCAUCAAGAUAAAAUAACCAUAUGGUCCAUUAGUCUCUCUCAGAAUGGGAAGUUUGUGUUUGUACACUGCAUCUAUGAACGUUGUGUCAGAAAUGCUGGAAUCUAGAUUAUGACAAUCCAGUGGGCUUGAAGGCACUGACAACCACUUGAUAGGUGAUGACUUCAAGUCCUGCUUACUUACUGUCUGCAGUACCAGUUUUACAUUCUUCAGGGGCAAAUAUGAGAAGACAGGGCCUCUGGGAGCGUAUGGGCCCCCAGCCACUCAUUGCUACUCAGAUAUAUAGGUUUCAAAACGGAGAAUAUUCAGGCCACUGCUUGGUUCUGAAUCAGGAUAUGGAGGUGACUUGCUUAACCAGGGCUUACUGUUAAUCAGAAUUUUGAAAUUGGCUUCAAACCCUUGAUUCAAAUAAUGGUUAAUAGCCAACUUUUCUUUGACUUAAAUGUGGUUAAGAUUGGUACUAGCAGUAAGGACUAUUCACACUUGAAAGGGAAGGGACUGUGAGAAUGGAAUGUGGGAUUCCACGAACUGCUUCCAUGGCUAAGCGAUUGGGAGAGUCUUAUGUGCACACCAGUUCAUUGACUGAAGUGCCCUUCUACCUACUUUUUCUUCUCAAUUGACUUGGGCCCAAAUUCAGAGGAAGUUAAUCAUGCCAUUAAAAUCAAUAGGGUAAGUUAGCUUUGACUCAUUAAUUUCAGCUGUCCUUCCAUGUGAGUAACGUUCUCUGGAUUUGGGCCUAUAUGUUUGCCACAACAUGGCAUCGAAAUAUUGUCUCCCAUACUCUUUUAACAAGCACAUGCCUAUUUUCCUCUACACAUGGGCAGGUACAGAGAAUAUCUGCAAAGUUGGUUGUCAGCUGAUCUUUGUUUUUUUUGCUACUCAGUGUCUCCUGCCGUCAGUGUUUUCAUGGAGCCCCGCUUUUACUGCAAAACUGUAUUAGAUAUGGUCGAUGUACCAGCCAUCUCCUCCUAGUCUUUUAAGUCUCUUCUUUUGUCUAAUGUAGCAAAGAUAACACAAUUCUGUCAUAUUACUAGAUGCUGCCAUGAGUGACAGUAACGUGGAAACCCGUGUUGGUACAACAGAUGUGGUAGCAAGCCAACAUAUGCUUAUAUGUUCCUUGGAAGAGCUUGGAAACCUCAUUCAGAAUUUAGGCACUACAGCUGCACCUCUGCUACAAGAUUCUAGUACAGGUAAUGGAUCAUACCUUUUGUUCUCCGUGAUUUUGUGAAAUGUAUGUUUUGGAUCCUUGAGACUUUGGACUCAUUAUAUAAAAAAACAGUUUAAGAAAACAAAAUGUUAUGGGUACCUUGAUCUAAUCCAGCUUGCUGCAGGAUUAAAGCAAGUUCUAAUACAGGUUCAGAUAAACCCAAUUGUCUCUCUCUCUGUGUGUGUUUUAAAUCCUUAUUGGAUAAAGAUUCUGUGUUACUUCAGAUAAUAUGUAGGAGAUCUGCGAUGAGUGGGCUUUUGGAAUCAGUUUUCAUGCUGUCAAGGGGAGGGUGGGAAUCUGUGGAAAGACCUCCUGUUAGAUGUCAAGAAAAUAAACAACUAUCUGACUUUUCGAAGACAUACGAAGGGAAGUCUAGGGAAGAUUUUAAUGUUUGAUGUUUUCCUGUGGUUUUAUAAUUUGUUUGAAGUCAGAUGAGUGGCAUAGAAAUAACAACAACACAGAUUGAAGUUCAUUACUCUGUGUUCUUAAACCGUAUGUAGGACACAAAAUACUCUGGCUCUUAGUUAAAAUAGGUAUAUUCUCUAUAUAAUCAUUAUUUAGGCCUUAACCUAUUUGCAUUUACUUAGGAGUAACUGUUAUCUGAAAAUAGCGAUACUUGUUUCUAAUUAAAUAAAAUGUUAGAACUUGGCUGCACAUCUUACAAAAAGAGUAUUUUAAAGAAAUAUAAUGAGAAAAGAGCUGUUCACUACUCACAGCAGACUCUGAAGUUGAAUUGUUGCAAUUGUGACAAGUUUCUCAGAAUUAUUUCCUCUACUAAAGGUAACUUAGCUUUGUACAACACGACAAUAGUGUUAUGUUUAUUAGUUAGAAAGCACCUUAAAGUCACUAUGCCCUGUAUAGAAAUUGUGGUUGGUAGGUGUUCCUCCAGGUUUAUAAUCUAAUCAAAGAUUAGACUUUUUCAAGAGGAAAGCAGGGUAAAAGGGGAAGGAGUGUCCGUGGGAAAACACCUGAAAGGGUGGGUGUGUGUUUCGAUGCGAUCAUAAAGGAAAAGUGGGUGUUAGGUAGAACAUCUGAGUGAUAGGGAGCUGCAAGUGAAAGGGCAAAUAAAAGAGAGAGUAAUCUUACAUAUAAUUAGAAGAUUGGAUCCUUUAGUAUCUAGGUAGCAGGCAAGAGGCUACAGGGAGAGAAUAUCGACUGUGGAACAAUUUGAAAGUAAGUACAGGAAGCUUAAAUGAAGAUGAGGGACGAUGGGAUGGCAAUUAAAAGAGUAAAGGAAUGAGCAGAAAAUUAUAAUAUGGGCACCAUCAUAUCAGAUGAAUGUUGCGCCAGUAGUCAAUGCAGGAAGCCAAAAGACAGUGAACAUUUUUUUUUGAUAGUGUACGUAGAGAGAAAAUGAGAUGGCUUGACCAAGAGCAGGAGAAAACAGGAAAAAAAGAUAAUUAAAAUAUUUGAAGUUUCUGAGCUUGAUGAGAAAACUAGCAGUUACAUGGUCAAGAGCAAGAUGAAACAUCCUAGAAUUUAUGACAUGAAGCAUCCUAGAAUUACUUAGUAUGGUGUUCAUUCGUGUGUUCAGAAGUCAGUUGUGAAUCUAGCUCAGUUACUGUUCCUGAAAAUUUGCUGUGCUGAUUUUUUAACAUUUCUGACUUUCCAGGGGUUUUGGAUGCAGUGGUGUCCAUUAUUAUCCACCCCAGUAUUUCAGUUCAGCUGGCAGCCGCAUGGUGUCUGCGCUGCAUUGCUGUGGCACUGCCCUGCUUUCUCUCGCCACUUCUGGAUCGCUGUAUCGAGCGGCUCACAGCACUCAAAUCCUCCCCAGAAGCAGUGACUGGCUACAGUUUUGCUGUUGCUGCCCUACUGGGAGCUGUCAGAAUGUGUCCUUUAGGAAUUCCACAUUGCAAAGGAAAGGUAAUUAUUUGAACCUUGGUCCUGGUAUUCAGUGCAAAGGCAUAAUUAACUGUUUGAUACAGCUAUAGACAACAUUUUUUUUAACAGCCUGUUCCUCACUGCAGGGAAUAUUUGUGCAUGAUGAAGAAAGUGUUGAAAAACCUGGAAUAUUUCAAAUGACUGGUUGGUCCAUUUCAAUGUAUUAGACCACUGAGUGCACCAGAUCUAAGAUUUUUUAUUCCAUCCAUGUAUCAUUUAGCUACACUGAUAAAUCAUUUUUACAGAGCGUUGAGUUCUAUUCUUCAUAUAUAACUAACAGCACAAUCAAGUAUAUUUACUGGCAUGUAAGCCCCAUUGUUUUCAAAGGCACUUACUCUCGGGUAAGCGUCAGUGUGAUGUUACUUAGUUUUGGUCAGACUAUAAUCCUCAGUGAAUUGAUUUUUUAAAAACAAAACAAAAACAGUGAAAGAAUUAAAAUAUUAACAAUUACUGUUUCUUAAAUAGAGAAAUUAACACCGCUCUUGAUAAUAGACUGAACUAAGAGAGAUGGGGGAAUUCUCGUCUGAGGAAGUCGCUUAAUGUUUUCUGAAUUCAUGGAGUUUCUCUCCAUCUCUUUAAGAGCUGGUGAAAUUCUUUUAAAAGACUCAAACUUCCAUAACCUCAUCCUGGCGUGGUAUUAGUUUAAACUGGCAGAUUACCAUAGCUCACCACUUUCCCACAGACAUCGCAGCUUUGUCAGUGAGGGGGGAAAAAUCUGAGCCUUGUAUUCCUGAACAAUGGAAGUGAAACCCAUUUGGCCUUGCCAAGCAAAAGAUUUUCUUUUAAAACGGCUAAUUAGAAGUACAUCCACAGAUAAGUUGCUUCUCUGUGAUGGGAGACGGGAGCUUUUUUGGCAAGGGAUCUUAUUUCUGUUUUUCAUUGCUACCUCUCUGGAUCUGAAGUGGGUAGCUUGCAUGCCAGCUGGCUUGCUUGCAUGCCAUAUGCAUCUCAAGAUCCCUCUGGAAUUGAAGUGUGACUCUCCAAUAAGUCUAAUCUAAGUGCUUAUCUGUCCAGUACCUGCAAUUACAAGCCUAACUAAAGAGGAGCAAUGGAUAACAGUAUGGCAGCACCUUUGCUUUGAAACUCCCUGGCUGUUGACUUUAAGCAUGUGCCUUUACUAUACGGUUUAAGACACCUGCUGAACAUUUUUAUGCCCCAGCAAGACACAUGAUGUAGUGAAAUUUGUUCUAAACGUUUUCUUGAUUUUAUGUUUGUUUUAAUUAACGAUGCUUUCAUGCAUAUUUGUUUUCAUUGGUUUGUGUAUUAUAAUCAUGUUUUAUAAGUGUAUUAUAAUCAUGUUUUAUAAGUAACUGAAGCUUUACUUUGAUUUUUUUAGAAAAUAUGCACAAGCAGUUUAUACAUUUUCAUUAAAAACUUAAUAUUCAAGCCAUUGCCAUUUUUAAAAAAUCCAAUGGGAUCCAAAAUAGGAGGCAGUUUUAGUGCAAGCAUUUGCUGCCACUAUAGAGGUCCAAACAGCUGGAAACAACAGCUCUUGCCAUUAAAGCCUUAUUGCAUACCUUAUUGCGCUUCCAUCCCAAGUUCUGAUGGGUAUUUUAUUCAGCAACAAGAGACUGCCAGCUUACCCCCUCCACCAUUCUAAGCCUCUAAACCAGCAUUUUGUUUUGUUUAUGCAUACAUAAAUACUAUUACUACCAGAGGUUUUUUGGGGUGACUUACAAGAGAAGAACAACAGUAAGUUAAAAUAAUCACACUUAGGUUCAGUCCAGAAUUUCUCUGAACAGAGUUCUGCUCUGAGAGAACGGGGAGGUGAUCUUUACUGAUUCCUCUUUCCUCCUGCAGCUGCCUGAGAAGCUGUCCUCCAGGGUUGUAGGACCCUUGAGGGCAACAUGAAAAAUGGUGUACAGACUGCAGGCCAAAGGAAUCAUUUAGGAUCCUUGAACAUCACGUCCACCCACCCCUGUUCAUCCAGCUAGGAGCCUCUGCUGCAUCUUGGCGCCUUCUGUGAAUAGAAGGAGCCAUUCAUGAAGCAGCCUCUCUGGAGCCAGUCCAAGGGAAAUACAGCAAAUAAAACACAAUUGCCUAACAAAGGAGUGGCCAGUCAGAAGGCAUAAAAUGCACCUCUCACAUGCAGAAGGCCACUUCACAGCAUCUGAAGACAGGGAGUCGAGCUCUCAAAAGCUUUCACCACAAUACAUUGGUUCAUCUUUAAGGUUUCACAAGGUUUCCUUGCUAACCAGAAUUAAAAAGUGGCUGUUCUGGAAUUUUACCGAUUAUUAACAGCUCCCAUUUAUCCUCUUUGGGAGCUGUUAAAUAUAUAGAAACAAUAUGCAUGCCUUUCUCGGAAAGUGUUUAAUUGUUAAUGCAAAAACCAUCACUUUUUAUCACAGGCAGUCAUGACAGUAGCUGAGGAUUUGUUGCGUUCAGCUUCUCAGAACAGCCGCAUCUCAAUACAAAGAAUGCAAUCUGGAUGGCUCCUGAUAGCUGCCUUAAUGACAUUGGGUAAGACUGACUAGCCCACUCAUUAUUUAUUUCAAUAUAUGAAUGUGGCGUUCUGCACAUCAGCUUGGUAUGGUGGUUUUUUAGUUUAUUUUGCAAGGAAGAAAUCCUGGCUUUUUAUAUUCUAAUUAUUCACCUCAAUAAACACUCCCACCCAGCUGGUGAUUAACUUGGGAACACGGAUAACCUAAAUAGUUACAACAUUAUCGUUCUCCUGAGAGUGUUCCCAUUACAGCACAAGGGCAUGCAUUGAAAACUGUAAAGUGUGCCCAUUUCUGGUUUAAAUGCCUUUGUUUUUGCUACAUGUAAGUAUGUAUCAGAAUUCCAUACUGUGCCCAGUAGGUGGGGAAGUUAUCCAGUUGGCUCAUGCACUGACAGGCAAAAGUGGUUGCACGCUAAGCCUGUAACAUAUUUUAAGCCAUACUGAAUUGUAUAAUAUUUCCCCCCUCACACCAGUGACUUUUUAAUUACCGUAUUUUUCGCCCUAUAGGACGCACUUUUCCCCCUCCAAAAAUGAAGGGGAAAUGUGUGUGCGUCCUAUGGGGCGAAUGCAGGCUUUUGCAGAAGCCUGGAGAGCGAGAGGGGUCGGUGCGCACUGACCCCUCUCGCUCUCCAGGCUUCAGGAAGCUAUCCGCAAGCCUUGAGAGCCCAGCGCGAUGUCGCGCCAGGCUCCCAAGGCUUGCGGACAGCAGCCUGCAGCCGGAAACCCAGGGAGCGCAGCCGAGUGCACCCCGGGCUUUGGGCAGAUAUCCGCAAGCCUUGGGAGCCCGGUGCGACUUCCCGCCAGGCUCCCAAGGCUUGCGGACAGCAGCCUGUUCUGGGGUCGGGGGAAGCUCGGGCUUCCCCCGACCCAGCCCCGUGCCUGGGGGGGGGGGGGAAAUAAUUUUUUUUUAUUUAUUCCCACUCCCUCAAAACUAGGUGCGCCCUAUGGGCCGGUGCGCCCUAUAGGGCGAAAAAUACGGUAUUUAAUAAGCACCAAAGUUAAUAAACGGUGAAGUCGGUAGCUAUAUGCAGCACACAUUUGUUUUUACAAUAGUAGUCAGUCUUAAGUUAGCAAACUUAACUCUCCCCUCCCUUUUAACAACAACCAUUAACAACAAAGCAAUCUGCAUGGAGGGAGUCUGAAAUAUGCAUCAAGAAAAGGUAAGUGUGAGAUUCAACUAAUGAAUCCCUUCAACAGAAGCCCUAAACAAGGACUUGUGCUUGCAUACCAGGGCUUUUCAUCCCCCUGACAGUGGCUGGGGUGGGAGUUGAGAGAUCCCUCUGAAAAGUGUGUGAGCUAGGGAAAGAGGGAAAGCUGAAAUGCUUGCCCUGACACAAGGUUGAAUUCCUCCCUGAAUUCUUGAGCUCAUGAUAAUUAUGCAAAAUAAUUCAUGUCACCUCUAGCUAGGGAUUAUGCACACUCAAUUGCCUAGUCCAGGCACAGGCCAAUCUACAAAGCUGGAAUCCUAUUUUUGGAUGAGGGCUGGAUUCUGUUUCCCCUGUCUUUAUGCUCUGCUGAACAGCUGAUUGGUUUAAUUCCAGCUCCUCAUUUCCCCAUUAGCUCCUUUUACUGGCCUAUAUAUGCACCAACCAAGCUGCAGUAUAUGUGCUGUUUCAGAUGGAGGCCUCGCCACUCCUGAUUUUAGUUAAAAUAUUUUCAUUUUUACCUUAAAAGUCUUAGAGUUUAGAUUGAUGUAUUGAUUGUUGCACAAGAGGACAUAUGGUGGAAAGAGGAGAACAGCAGGUUGUACUACGCCUUGUCAUGAACGGAAUAUGUAAGCAAAACCCAACAGGAAAAGCAAUUGUUUAAAACAAAGGUGGUAGUAUGGACUGUGUUUUGAUUCACCUGCCACUCCUGUACAGAUUGCUUGUGUAGCAUGGCACAAUACGGUGUUGGUGAUGAUUUUAAUUUAUUACCCAUUAUUCAUCCCAAGGUUCCAGCAAUUUAAAAUAAAACAUCAAAAACUGUUCAAACCAAGUUGCAAUUGUAAAAGUAGGUUGAACCCUAUAUAUAUAUAUCUUAGGCAUCAAAGGCCAGGGUUACAAAUAGCAUUUUCAGCGUACGCCAAAAACUAUAUAGUGAAGGUGCCAGAUGCACUCUGUGUUCAUAAGAAUCACAGAAUUGUAGAGUUGGAAAGAACUUUGAGGGGCAUCUAGUCCAACGCCCUGCAAUGCAGGAAUCUCAACUAGAUCAUUUGGGUGCUGUGGCUUAUGCCUGGUUGGUGCAGUUCCAUUUCAGCUAACAAUGCACCUCUCAGAUGUUGUUGGAUUACAAUUCCCAUCAUCCUUGAACCCUCUAGGCAGCUAGCAGGUGGUUUUUUGAAGGUUUGUUGUUGACAUCAGAAUUUUAGUGCAUCGUAUUAAUAUGAGAAAAUGUCCAAUAUUAACAUGAUAGGUCCGGCCGUUGUUCAGCACCAUCUUCCAAGAAUGCUGUUAUUGUGGAAAUGUGCUUUCCCAUUAUCGCCUAAAGAUUUAGAAACUGAGAAAAGCCGGGGUGAUUCAUUUACAUGGCAAGUGACGCUGGAAAGCCGGGCAGGUGCUCUCUGUGGUAUGUGGAAUUUAUCUUGGCUGCUUUGUAAUUUCUCCCCUCUCUUCACGUUUUGAAGGAAAAAUGAUGUUCUCUUUUUUGACUUUGUGUGUAUAUGCAGUAUACUUCCUGAGAUCUCUUUUUCCCAGUUUCCCACUUAUGGCGGAAAUGAUGGAUUCAAGUACAAGAACUGUUCUUAACAUUCCACAGUAAAACAAAGGGAAUUUGACCAUUUGCAGCAAGCCUACUGUUUAGAAAUAGAUGUUACCAGUUAGCUAUAAUAGACCAGAUUAUUUUUAUUAAGCCUUUUUACAUUUUUUUAGAGACACAAAUAGAUGUUAGACAUAUGAAACAAUUCUAUUGUUGGAUUUCUAGGUAUACAUCUAUAAUUCAUUAUAAAAAUAAAAGUUUACUUUUUAAUAGUCAGUAUCCUUCAUCCCCAGCUAUUAAAAGUUUUAUCGUCCAUUGUGGGGGCCUCCUUACAGAUGAAGUGAUUCAAAGAUUGCUUCCUCCCCUCCCAUGUGCUGUUGCUUUACUGACACAGUGAGUAUUGCUGCUGAGCAGCACUCAUUUUUAACCAAAGCUUUAAUUUUGAGCUGUUGAUUUCAUAGCAAAAAAUAAAAGCACUGAAUAUUUCUUUGGUGUUUUCUACAAAUAUCAACCAAGUAAUGGUUUUGUGCAAAUAGUUGUACUAAUGUGGCAAUCCAGGUUGAAAUUUUAUAUGUGAAGGGAGAAAAAUAUUGCUUGGAAACUUCUACAGCAGUCCUUCAUAGAGUCAGUGCAAGAUUCUAUCUGAUACAGAAACUGGUUAACAGGUCCUUACUUGUGUGUUUGCAGCACAAAAAGCAGUAGUUCUUUCUUCCUUUUAAAUGUAUCAUCAUUUUUGUAUAGUCACGAAGUCACAAAGUUUUAGAAGAAGCCAGACAACCAUGUCUAUAGCAGAAUGCUAUAAAUUGUAAGGAGUUCAGGCAGACUGUUUCAUCCUACCACACUUCAAUGUUCAAACCCUACUGAACCUUCUUGGUCUCUCUUACUGGACUUAACUGUUUACUAGAAUGUUUUAGGGCAGGAUUCUUGCCAUCCUGUUUUGGCUCCAAUUCUGUCUGGACUCACCUGAUGGGGAAGGGCUGUAGCUCAGUGCUAGAGCACCUGCUUUGUAUGCAGAAGGUCCUGAGUUCAGUUCCUGCCUUCUCCAGAUACAGCUGGGAAGGACUUCCUGCCAGAUAUCCCAGAGAGGCCACAGCUGGCCAGUGUAGGCAAUACUGAGUUUAAUGGACUAAUGAUAAGACUUGUUACAACGCAACGUCCUGUAUUCACCUCAGUUCAGCAUUAGAGGAAGUGAUAUUUUGAGAAUUGCUAUACAGUGGUACUUUGGUUUUCGAACGUAAUACGUUCCGGAAGACCGUUCAAGUUCCAAAACGUUUGAAAACCGAAGCACAAAGGGCUCUCUGCAAAUUCAAUUGAGAAAAUUGAAAAACAUGCAGUGGAAGCCAUUCGACUUCUGAGACACGUUCAAAAACGGAAUCAUUUACUUCUGAGUUUUUGGUGUUCGGGUUCUGAAACGUUCAUCAAUGGAGACGUUCGAGAACCGAAGUACCACUGUACAUAUAUAGUGCUGUACAGUGGUUUUAAUUUUUUUUAAGCUUUCCAGACACUGAAUUUUAGGUGAGGUACAAAGCAAACUAGUAGCUGGAAUUUGUUGGAUAGAUGUUUUUCUCUUUUGACUUUAGUAUGUGGUUUUUUAUGUUUUAAGGCUUCCUUCACUAACUAAAACCUAUGGCAAUCCUUUAAAACCUUCAGCAGUGAUGUACAGGAAAAGACUUUAUGAACUGCUUACUUUGUUGCCUCCAAAGAGCUAUGAAGGUAAGUCAUCAAGCAAUAAUUCCCUGAAAUACUUCCAAAGGUUUUGUUCUUGUCCUUUUUGUUUUAUGGACAAAUGGACAAACCAGUCUUAUUUUAAUGGAAAAGUAAUUUAACAUCAUGAAUUUAUAUUUAUACCAAAUGUGUGGAUAGUAAUCAAGCCAAAAUUUUAUUGAGAGAGCUGUUUCCCAGGAGGGCGGCCAUUUAUACAGCGGUUUAUGGAAAGAGAGUUUCACCUGAAUGAAGUUUAAGCCAUAUCUAGAGUACCUGGGAAAGGAAAAAAUGCCGCUUGCCUGCUCUGAUGGCCUUUGUUGCUUAAUUCAGACAUCACACCAAACCAAUUGCAGGAGGGCUCCCCAACACUUCACAGAAGCUUUGUGGAGGUUGCAGACAUGGAGUAGGGAAAUAAAAGGACUGGUUAUGCAAGCUGCCUUCUGCUCACAUAAUCACUGAAUACGAAUAGAAAAAUGACAUUCAUUCCAAAGUAACUUUUGUGUUCAAUACAACUAAACCUGACUUGUAACAAAGCUGUUACAAAAGCUAAAAAGUGUUGAAGUGAAAGAAAGGGGUUGGACUCGAUGGCUCUUGUGGUCUCUUCCAACUCUAUGAUUCUAUGAAGAGAAAGUGUAAUUCUGUUAAACAUUUUUGUUUGUUUGUUUACUUCAGUAACUUGUGUUUUUAGGUAGGUACAUGAAUUCAUUUUUGUGCCCAUGCUGUCUUUCAACCUGACCACGAUGCUCUACAAACUGUGGGAUUUUCUGAAAUGGUUCAUUACAUUUUUCUUUGGCUCAAAAUAUCUAAUAGGAUCCUUUUCCUGAUAUUAUGAAGUUUUGACAUUCCACAUUUGUUUAACUUGUUUAGUGUUAUGACUUGCCAAAAGGCACAUUUAUCAGAAGUCCCAAAUACCAUAUGUACUUGGCAAGGGAGGUGCCAUAAUCAUGAAGAUGGACUUCCUGGGAUGAGGCUCGUGUUCUGACCCCUGCAGUUUCCCCAAAUGCUGUUGACUUGACGGCAGAAUCUGUGGCAGUGGUAAACUGCACUUGCACUUCCCCUGAUUCUUCUGUGUUAAAGAUAAAAAAGAAAUCUUGUCCUUAAGCACCUUGCCAAUAAUAUCUUUAGAUACUAGUUUUAUAUAAAAGUAAUUUUCUUCUAUCUCCUUAAUUUACAGGAAGCUUCUCUGCUGUUCUCAAAGAACUAGUGCUUGAUUUGACUCAGCCCGAUAACCAGAUGUCACCCUCUGCUGCUUACCUUCCAUCUCUCUGUCACCAGGAUGAACUUAACUUACUGGGUCCCUUACUACAGGAGACAGAGCACAGAUUUAUUGAAGAGCAGGUAUGCUUCAGCAGUAACUUACCCAUUCAGAGAAGGUAGUCUGAUGUCUGGUGGUAACAAUUGCACUUCCCCAAUCUUUGCAGCUGUUCCUAGUUAACAGUAUAGCUGGUGGAAGUCUGGAGUAUGACCCAUAUUUGGUUUAUGAGAGAGCUGCAGAAGGUGGUUCUGUGCCUAAACCCUUACCGCCAACAUUAUCCAUUAUUGGAGCAGCAACCCGUCUCUUUGGAGUCGUAUUUUCCCAUGUUGCAGAGUCUCAAAGGUAAAGAAAAUUAAAAAGAUCAUGACUAGUGCAUGUAAAACAGGCUGUUGCAAUGUUCAGCACAUUGGAAUUUUUUUAAAAAAGUAAAUGGUUAUGUGGCCUGAGGACUCUGUGUAAAAAUAUAUCUAUAUAAAAUAUUAUACAGAAGCUGAAUUAAUUUUCAGCCUCAGGUUAGCUUAUGUGUGAAAAUAAUGAGCUACCAAGAAUUGCUGAGAAAGUGGUACUAUUACCCAUCCUGGUUCUGCAUAGGUGAGAUUUGAAAUUGGUUUUCCCAGAUCCAAAUCCAUUCAUGUCUAUCUGAAAAGUCUGAGACAUCUUGAUCCUUCUGGUUCCUUUAGAGCAGAAACUUCUACCAAAAAUGUAGAAGUCCAGCUGGAUUAGUCCAUAUGUCUGCCUGGUCCACAGUGUGUUGCCUGUAGUGGCCUGCCAUGUCCUUUUGGAAAGGCCACUGUAGAGCAUGAAAGCAAGAGCUCUCCACCACUGUCUCCAUUCUACACUCACCCACCCCAGCCUGAAAACAACUGGCAUUCCAAGGAAUGCUGCCUUUGAAAUAACAUGCAUGAACACUUUUCUGUUUCCCAAUCUAGUUCUAAUUUAAUAUUUCAUGUGCAUACACAACUUCUUAUGAAGCUCCUUCACCUUCCUGUCCUGUCAUUUUCUAAUUCAGGUGCACAAGCAUUUGUGAAACCAAUCUGUGGUAUAACAAGCGCAUUGGGGGUCUAUUGAUGGUGAGCAGGUAGGAAGAGAAUAGGCUGUGGGGAGGAAGAAUAGUUAAAAGAUAUUGUUUGGCCAUUUGUGAUAGGCCACUUUGAAUAUUAAUCCAGCCACUGUAGGAGCAGCAGCAAUAGUUACUGGUUUCCCACCUGUUUUCUCAAUCCUACAUAACGUAAUAUCUUGCAAAAUGCAGAACACAAACAACAAAAUGCUUUUCAUUUAUGAAGUGUGGGUGUAUAUCCAUAUAUGCAAAUAUGUUCACAUGCAUCACUUUUUAAAAACAUAACAAAAUAUAUGCAGUGUUAUAGUAGUUACUUAGAAUGAUAAAGUUGGAUGAUAGUCUUUUUUUAAAGGGGUAGAUAGAAAGAAAGGUGUACUAGAUUGGGGUUAACAGACAAUCAGAGAAAGGACCCCAAGGACACAUUGGGAAAUAGUGGGUUCUACACUAGGGGACAUGCCACAGCAAAAGCAGUGUUCCCUGCUCAACAACCUGAUAUCUGCUGAACUUGCUGGAAUAACAGAGAGAUUAGUUAUAUCCCCUGUCUCCUCCUGUUCUUGUGUGUUUAAGGUUGCAAGUAUUAGAACAAUUAUUGACAUCUAUAAAACAAACCAAAGGAUCACGGCAGCAGAUAGUACAGCAAAAUGUUCUAUCAGCAUUUUCUAAUGUUCUGAAGGUAAGAGUCUCCCUUUGUUACAAAAACAGGUCUGUUGGCUAAAAAGUGAUUAUACCUUAUAUAUUGAAAGGUGUUAUUAUAGUGCUGUUUCUGUGAAUUAGAAAAUUUGAAUAAUACUUCUGAGAGCUCUGUGUCCUUGAAAAUAAAUCACAUUAUUGUGGCAUUGUAUUAAAUUCCAUACUCUUUGUAAGUAUUCAUCACCAGGAAGAAAAUUUAGAGUUUGAAUAUAAUUUCAAUAAAUGCAACUUUAAAUAUGCGUAUUUGUUGCUUGCCCCUUCUAAAAUGUUUUCUCUCUCUUUCUUUCUGUUUACCAUCCACCAGAUCUUGUCCUAGUUUUCUGUUUUUAGGCUUAGAGGUGCUUUAUACACUUCUUUUUUUUGAAGAGAACAUGUUACAGACUCUUUAACGUUUUGAGCACGUUUAUUAUUUCUUAACCUCGUGCACACUGUGGAAUUGCAUGAUGGACACUGUCUUUUCUGACCUUUAAAACAUGCUGAAUUGACAAGGAGAAAAACUGGUGCAAUGCAGGAAUCCACAUUCCACUAUUGUUUAGAAACUCUCUAAUGGAAACCAUGUUUGUAUAGCUGGAGGUGUCCUGUAUUGGCAACAUAAUUAUCUUCCUCUUGCAUCUAGAGUCAAAUGGAAAAAUAUGCUGCUAUAUGUGCAACCCACCUCUGUUUUCAUCUGCUUGAUGUUGUCUGGAAAAAACCUUUUCCCUACAGCUCAUAAGCUGCUCAUGCAUGUGAAGAUGGGUUAUAUAUUUUAUAUUCAUUUUUCAGGCAUCAUUGCCCAAAAUUUAGCAGGUUAGAGUGGUAGAAUAAUACGACCUUUGGAACUACUCCUGUAGGGAUAUUGCAUAGAUAGUCUUUAUCCCUGUAAAAUUCUGUCUACUGUAUCUACAUACUGAGCUUUUAAAAAAAUAAAUCUUUUUUUGUUCUAGCAUCUGGCUAGCUGCAAGGGAAAUUUAGGUUCUGAAGAAAUUCGAAGCUCUGCCCUGACCUUAGUGAUGAGUGCCUUGGAAAGUAGUAACCCACUCUUAAGAUGUUCUGCUGCAGAAUCCUUAGCCAGACUUGCACAAGUAGCUGCUGACAGUACUUUCACUGCUGGAUUGGUGCAAAUUAGCUUUGACAAGUAAGACACUUCUUAUUGCAUUGUUUUGUUACAUUGCACUGUACUACAAAAUGAACUGCUUGGUCCUAUGCAUAUAUACUCAGAAGUAAGAAAAAGCUUCAAGGGUAGAGUUCAUUGUCAUGAUGAAUGUUCCAUCUGUGCAAGCUUUUAAGUUUGCUAGAUGAAAAAAAUCUCCCAUUUCUUCCCUCUGUGUGAUGUUCUGGUGGUUCUCAAUAGCUUUUUGAAUGUCAAAGUACACUGUGUCAACCAGAUGCUUGAUGACAUUCUUAAAGAAUUCAGUGAAACAGGUCUUGCUCUUGCAGAAGCCACGCUCGCUCAGCAAGGCUUGUUCUUCUAUAAGCUUGGUUAUUUUCCCUUUAACAAUAAUUACGACUAGUUUUCCCAGGACAAAUGUUAAGAUAACCAGCCUGUAAUUUCCAGGAUCACUCUGUAUCCCUUUUAAAUAAUUGGUGUGAUAUUUACUGCUUUACAGUUCUCAGGGGUGGAAGCUGAUCUGAGGGGCAAGUUAUGUAUUUUUGUUAGAAGGUCAGCAAUUUGACAGGUGGAUGCCGUCCAGACCCAGUAAUCUGUCAGUUUUCAUUUUGUGUAUUAGGUCAAGAACUUCAUCUCUCAUUACCACUAUCUGCCUCAGUUUGUCAGAUUCCCAUCCUGCAAAAGUUAGUUUGCAAACUGCAAAAACCAGUUUUGAGAUCUGCUGCUGUAUAUCUUCCAUUGUGAAUAUUGAUGCAAAUAAUUCAUUCAGCUUCUCCUCUGGGUUCUGGGCAGAGGAUACCACUUAGCUAUGAGGAGACUUGACACCAGUAACAUAUUUUUUUCUAUUUGCUUCACUAAAGUUAUUUUGUAAAUCUGGACUCAGUUGCUAUAAUCACCAUUCUAAUUUCAUUUGAUUUAACAUGUAUGUGACACUUUCCCCAAAACCAAGUUGAGCUCAAAGCAUCUCUUACCCAGUUUAUUUCUUAUUUUUUAUAAUACAUAGACUAAAAUCUGCCAGAGAUGUAAUAUCAAGAACAGGACAUUCUUUGGCUCUGGGAUCCCUCUAUAGAUAUCUAGGAGGAAUAGGCUCCACUCAGCACCUGAAUGCUUGUGUUGGAAUACUUUAUACAUUAUCUCAGGACAGCACUUCACCUGAAGUACAGGUAUUUAUUGGAUUCAACUGUUUUUCCUUUUUUUAUUGUGUAAGUGGCUUUGAGGACCUUCAGGUGGAAAAGUAGUGUAACAGUUUUAUUAUUUAUACCCCACCCAUAUAUAACUGUGAACAAGCAAACCUUUAAAAAAUGUUCUCUCAUUUGAGUAUUGUUUAAUAGCCAUUUUGUAAAGUAUGUCUUCCUUCAUAAAAGCAGACUUCAAAUCCUCGAGCUGUUAACUUGGUUGUUGUUGCUCUUGUUGGUUCUUCUUCUUGUUGGCUGUGACUGAUAGUGAACUGAGUUGGGGGAAGUGAAGACUCACCAUGAAAGGCACAUGAAUCUGGGACAAAGGAUCAGUGUCUGUUCAAAGUGCCCUAUUCACUAUCCUUUCCUCCUUGCAGUUCUUCUAUUUAUUGAACCCUCUACUUGCUUCUUCUGAAACAGAGAUAGAGGGCAAGAGGGUGCUGGAAUUUUCAAACUCAGGUCGGCAAGGACAGUGUUUGCUCCCUGAACUUACACACACACACACACACACACACACACACGGGGGGGGGGCAUCAGCUCUUAGAUAAGCAUGAACACUUAGAGCUGAUCUGCGUGGAUUCCCACGUGGCACCACACCCCUCCUCUUACACGUGCUAGGGCUAUCUAUUCUGAUCUCCAUUUUAGAUGCAGGUGUGGGAGAAAUGCAGUCAAAUCUAACAAUGGAUAUUCUUUUCUAGGAGUUAAGGCCAUAGAGCUUUAUUGCUGAUAGGCAGACUCAGACCAUGGAAACGUAAUUGGUAGAGAAGUCUCUGUGUGAUGUGGUUUCCCUUCCUCUCCUGGGAGGAAGAAGCAUAUAGUAUUCUCUGUUGUCAGCCAGCCAUGAAGGAGGUGUGCCUCCGAUCAUUCCAGCAUCAUGCAUAUGCCUGAAGCUGUUUUUGCUGUAAACACAAGUAUUUUACCUUCAUUUACUUUUAAUGCUGUUGCUGCUAAGGAUGAAUGUUCGACUGUGACAAAAAUAUAAACUGAUCAUGUUGUCUGUUAACCCACAACAUGGGUCUGUAGGGGAAUAACAUAUAGUUAAUUAUAUUUCCUCACCUACCAAAUAAAACCCAUCAGCAGUUAAGUGAACGGCUAUUGCCACUGAGGAAGGCAAGAAAGUUCAGGCCAGUUUAUAUCAUGUCUAUAUUCAUGUAUGCCAGAAUCGGUACUUACUCACUUCUCCCUUCCCUUAGCCCUGCCGUGAGGAGCAAUUACAUUUCUUCAGGUCAUUCAUCUUAAACUCCUAUCAUUUCCAGUCAUGUUGUUGUACUGAAUUAUUAGCAUAUUAUUUAGCACCAUCUCACAGAAGUACACUCAUUUUACACAAUAAUUUUAUUUUUGGUCACAGUUUGCGAAUUAUUUUAUGUUUGUGCAUUUGUAUGUGUGACAGCACAGCAUUUUUGGUAUUUUACAGACCUGGGCACUGCAUUCUCUGUCACUGGUCAUUGAUUCUGCUGGUCCUCUGUAUCACGUGCAUGUGGAACCUACCCUCUCUCUUGUUCUUAUGUUGUUGUUGACUGUGCCUCCUGCUUAUGCUGAAGUUCAUCAAAGCCUUGGUCGCUGUUUAAAUGCACUUAUCGCUACUUUGGGUCCUGAGUUGCAAGGUAUGCACAUAUUUGCGACAUAAUGACAAGACAGGAACCAGGCUGUUGAUUAUGAAGUUGGGAGAUAAUGCUUUGCUAGUUCUCACUUAGUGAAAUGUGUAUGGAGUACAGGAAGAACUAAAACCAUGUUCAGACUUCUGCAUAUCGGGACGAAUUCUUUUCCCAAGUAUUGCACAAUCACAUCAUUAGCUUGGGUGUCUCCGGCUGUAGUUGGACUACUACUCCCAACAUCCCUGACUACUGGCCCUGCUAGCUAGGCAUGAUGGGAGUUGUAGUCCAACUACAGCUGGAGACACAAGUUUCAGAAACACUGGUGUAGUUUGUAGCCCUCAAAGCUCAUUUAAUGGAUAAAUUGAAUGUGAUCUGCAGGCUUCUAUUCUUGAGUGCUUCAAAUGACCAGUGCUCUUUUCCCCUGGCUGGAGAACCCCUACUAGUCUUGAGGUCUAGGCAAAUUUUCCCUCUGGGUGCAUAUAGGUGCCCUUCUCCCUGAUUGCCUAGAUCAACUAUCUGAUUGAGGCCCAAGCAAGUGACAUUGACCAUGUUCUUUGCCCUUGGGUGUGUGGUUUUUAUUGCAGAAAUUAGCCAGUGCAGGGUGAGAGGUCAUUCAAGGACCCUGGCAUGGAAGGUAGGGUGUUCAACCACUUGCUGCCUGCUGCAAUGUGGAUUGAGAUCUCAUGUCUGCAGGGUGGGCAGCGGGAGAAGGAACUCCUAAUGAAGCUAAUCAGGUUUUUUCUCAUGCAAAUUGCCAGCACUGGGGGCCUAAUCAGGACUGUAGCCACCACGGGAAAGGGGUAAAGCCUAGUCCCGUGCCAGUGUCCCAAUAUGCAUUGCCCCUGCACAGUUCUGGGGCUUUAGAGUUAACAUCUUCCUCCUGGCCAAUUUGUCUCAAUAAUUUCUAUUAUUGCCCUUUUUGUAUGGGGAAAUGUUUUUUUACAUAUACCGUAUUUUUUGCUCUAUAAGACUCACUUUUUCCCUCCUAACAAGUAAGGGGAAAUGUGUGUGCGUCUUAUGGAGCAAAUGCAGACUGCGCAGCUAUCCCAGAAGCCAGAACAGCAAGAGGGAUUGCUGCUUUCACUGCGUAGCAAUCCCUCUUGCUGUUCUGGCUUCUGAGAUUCAAAAUAUUUUUUUUCUUGUUUUCCUCCUCCAAAAACUAGGUGCGUCUUGUGGUCUGGUGUGGUGCGUCUUAUAGAGCGAAAAAUACGGUAGUUUUGUUUAGUUCAGGGACUUUAUUGUUUGAUGUUUUGUGAGCCUAUGUAUUUUCAGUUACGUAUUUCUGUUUUUUUAAAAUGUUAGAAGUAAUCUAGAAGAUUUAGCGUAGGCGGUGCACACACUGAACAAAUAGUAAUGCAGUUUUUGAUGUUGUUAACUUCUAUCUGAGUGAAAAGAACAUGACAGAGGGAAAUCUUUCUCCUUCCUUCUUUGUCCUCUGUUAUAGGCAGCAGCACUACAGUUUCAGCCUUGAGGGCAUCUUGUCUCCUAGGCUGUGCAGUGAUGCAAGAUAAUCCUGACUGCCUUGUCCAAGCUCAAGCCAUCUCUUGCCUUCAGCAACUUCAUAUGUUUGCUCCUCGUCAUGUAAACUUGUCUAGCCUCGUGCGGUGCCUGUGUGUAAGUACAUAUUUACAUGUUAAGCUUUGCCUCUUUUUGUAACUUUGGAAACAGAGCAUUGGAACCGCAGCUUUAAAAAUUGUUAAUGUGCCAUACUUUUUUAGUCAUUAAAGUCCACUUUUUCAGACGCAUAAACUGAAACAUGCACUACUUCCAUGAGGCAGGUUAAUUUCUUUGAAUACCUGCCUUUUCGGGGUGGGAACUGAAAAUGAACAAAUUGUUCUGAGGAAACAAUUUAUAAAUUUUUGUUGGAAGUAUGGUGAGUCUUUGGUUACUAGCAGAGCGUCCUGGGAUAUUGCAAAGUUCUCUCACUGGCUUCUGAAAAUUGUCGGUGUGGUGUCUGGUUUGUGUUUAUCUUUUAGUGUAACCACUUACUGGUUCUGUCCUGUGUGGGCAGCAGAAGAAUAUUGCUAGCAGUUUAUGGCAUCUGUGUAUCACAUUACAAUAUGUGCUAGUAAAUGAUUCCUUGAUCGGUCUGUAAAAUAAUGUUGCCUGAGUUGGAAUGAGACAUAGGAAACAUACAAAGUUAGUGAAUGCUUUUGCCACGUCUUCAUUCUAAAAUACUGAAAUUUUUGAAUAGAAAUAUAUGGACUUAAUGUUGUCCAAGAGAAAAAACUCCCACAUAUUAUUUUAUAAUGAAUCUUUAGAGACACUUCAUUGGUGCUACCCCACUAGCCCAUUCUGCCUUCCUCAGCCCCCACAUGACUUACUUAAAACCAGUUCAUAGGGAGGCCCUGGUUGUCAGCUUCUUCCUCAUUAGUGUCUGUGUUCCCCUUGUAGAAGACAGCAGAGAGAAGGAUGGGGACAAAACUAGAAUUACUUGGGUUAUGAUUCCACCUACCUUUCAUCUCCCUGCCUUCCACUCUUCCAGUCCCAAUGAGCCCCAGUGUAGAGAUUUGGUGGGCAUAAUUUUAUAUCAGACUGUGUGAUGAUUAGGCUCUCUGUCUAGCUCUGGCAGCACAUGGGGUCCUAUGACUUCAGAGUACUAGUUGUGAAUCACUCCUGACAACUUUUGGCUGCAAUCCAAAGGCAGCCACUGCUCAUAGCAUCCAAGCUUCUCUAGAUUAAGACCUUAUAUGAACUAUCCCAUCUUGCUAUAGGUAUUGUGGUCUGCUUUUUCUUUUUAAAAAGCAGCAAGUACUUUGGUGUAAAUUUAAAAAUAUAAAUUGGUUUCAAAUGCAAUUUAACAUUAUCAGUUCAUUGUUUGUUUGUUUGUUUGUUUCAUAAGAUUUAUAAACUGCUUGUUUUUUUUGUUUUUUUUAAAAAACAACCCUCAAAUCAGGUUUACAAAAGAUAAAACAGUAAAAUCAUUAAAGCUGUUUUCAGCAGUUAGUAUUGGCAUUUGGCUUUUUCAUUUUAAGCACCUGGAGUAAUAUGUAAUGAAAGUUGAAAUGUGCAAGUGCUCAUCUUGUGGCAGUAAAUUUGUUUUCCAUUGCUGAAGGUUGGGAUCACUAUGGGUUCUGAUACCUAGGUUUUGUCAUGACUGGAUUAUCAUUUGUUUUUGUGCAGGAGAUCUUGUUGGAAAAUUCUGUGUUGGUAGGUCUCUGUGCACUGUUAAAAUUUCAGCAAUUUUCAGUGUUCUUCUUUUAAUUUUCUCAUUUUCUCUAUUUAACCAUUAAUGUCAAGAAAAACUUUUAGCAUGUUGAGUUAUGUUUUGUUCCGGUCUAACCAAAUUCUUUCUUAACAUUUUUAUAGCUGGCACACACACUUUGCUGUGUAUAUUUUAUUUUUGUGUCUAUUUUAUUUUUGCAUUAGUUUAACUUAAAACAUCUUAAACUAAAAAAAAAAUAAAGAGAGAGACCACCAUUUUAAGGGUGUGUGGGUGUGGUUUGUAUGUGUGGUUUGUAUGUACUGCUUGCAUUUUUUUCUGUCUUUGUUUUUGCCAUUUUCGGUCUCUUAAAAAUGAAAGAGAUCAGAAAUGGGCAUUGUUAUCUGUCUUGCAGUUAAGCUUGUGUGUUUUGGCUUUUUCAUAUAAAAAAAGGAACCGGCAUUUUUUUAAGCAUGCAUAAAUCUCAGUGUGAGCUCAGCUUGAAUCAAUGUUGCAUAAAGCAUUUGUAUACUUGAAAUCUUAACUUCAAACAUCUUAUUAUUUUUUGGUUUCUUAAAUAUGUGCUAGGCAUAUUUUUCUAUGCAUCAAAUUACCUUUAUAAGUUAGUGUGCAUGCAGCAACGUAAGAAAUUAUUAGAUGCAGACUCGGUUUGAUUAACUGUGAAUGCAUAGCACUUUUUGUGUCCAUUUUACCUCCUUUCGUUACUCCUAUCAUUCUGAUGAGUUCCCAUUGACAAAUGAGGUACAUGACCUCCCAACAAGGUUUCUUUGUAGCAUGCAUCCAGCUCUGCCCCAUUUUUCAGGCUUCUAAAUGGACACAAGAUAGCAAAUGAUAAAAAAACUUGUUAACUUCCUCUGUAAUUCCAUGCUCAUUUAGUUUGUCUCAUUGUAAUUUUAGAACCUCCAUUUAAACUUGAAUUCUAGUAGAUACUAUCAUUAUGGCCUAGACAUAAUUCAGCAAGUUUAAUAUGCUCGGGGAUUUAUUGAGAGUAGUUUUAAUGAGUCUGCAAAAUUUGUACAUUUUAAAUAUGUCUGCGUUUGUAAAUUAAGAUGAUGAAAUUCUCUAAACUAGUAUUGAAACAGCAAUAUUUUGGUGGCUAAUGUAAGAGAGCUGCAGGCUUUGCUAAGGGGGUAUUUGUAGUAUGCCAUAUCCAUUGGUAGAGAGCCUGUUGUUGUUGUUGUUAUGACGUCUAUACUUCCUUUCAAGGGACGCGGGUGGCGCUGUGGGUAAAACCUCAGUGCCUAGGACUUGCCGAUCGUAUGGGUGGCGGUUCGAAUCCCGCGGCGGGGUGAGCUCCCGUCUUUCGGUCCCAGCUCCUGCCCACCUAGCAGUUCGAAAGCACCCCCAAGUGCAAGUAGAUAAAUAGGUACCGCUUUAUAGCGGGAAGGUAAACGGCGUUUCCGUGUGCUGCGCUGGUGCUGGCUCGCCAGAGCAGCUUCGUCACGCUGGCCACGUGACCCGGAAGUGUCUGCGGACAGCACUGGCUCCCGGCCUCUUAGGUGAGAUGAGCGCACAACCCUAGAGUCGGACACGACUGGCCCGUACUGGCAGGGGUACCUUUACCUUUACUUCCUUUCAAAGGGAUGUGGGCGGCGCUGUGGUCUAAACCACAGAGCCUAGGGCUUGCCAAUCAGAAGGUUGGUGGUUCAAAUCUCCACGACGGGGUGAGCUCCCGUUGUUUGGUCCCAGCUUCUGCCCACCUAGCAGUUCGAAAGCACGUCAAAGUGCAAGUAGAUAAAUAGGUACUGCUCCGGCGGGAAGGUAAACGGCGUUUCCGUACGCUGCUCUGGUUCUCCAGAAGUGGCUUUGUCAUGCCGGCCAUAUGACCCGGAAGCUGUACACUGGCUCCCUUGGCCAAUAAAGCGAGAUGAGCGCUGCAACCCCAGAAUCAUCCACGACUGGACCCAAUGAUCCCAUUACCUUUACCUUAUACUUCCUUUCACCUGAAGAUCACAGAGCGGUUUACAAUAUAAAAACACAAAAAUAUGUAACAUAGUAACAAACAAAAGUAAUCCCGCCCCCCUAGUUUAAAAGGCCAUAGGUUGUUUAAUUAGCCAAAGGCCUGGGAGAAGCAGGCUGGUUUUGUCUGGCUCCUAAAUAUAUAUAAGAAAGCAACAGAUGAGCCUCCCUGGGGAGAGCAUUCCCUAAGCAGGGAGUCACAGCAGAAAAGGCUUGUUCUCCUGUUGCUGCCCUCCAGACCUCUAGUGUAUAAAGAAGGGCCUCAGAUGAUGAUCACAGGGUCCAGGUGGGUUCAUAUGGUGAGAAGCAUUGCAGUCCCGAGUCAUUUAAGGCUUUAUAGGUCAAAACCAGUGCUGUGAAUUGGGCUCAGAAACUAAUGGGCAGUCAAUGCAGUCAGGCCAGGAUUGGUGUUAUAUUAGUUCAGUAUCUUUGAUGUACUGUGUAUAUGUAAGAAAGACAUCAAUAUUUCACCAUUCAUAGCAUCCCUUAUUAUAUUAUCAUUCACAGAUAGGUAAUGUUGGGACAGACUUCUGUCUGAAACCCCAGAGAGCCAUUGUCAGUCAAUAUAGGAUAGUGCUUAACUAGAUGGGCCAGUGGCCUGAUUCAGUAAAAGACAACUUCCUAGCCAUAUUAUAACAUUUUAAAUGUUCUAUUUAAAAUGAUUAUAUGCCUGUGAUGUGAAUGGCAUUUCUUUGAAGGUGCAAAAUAAUAAAUGAUGCUUAUUAAUUGACUACAACCAAAAAUAGGUUUUAUUUUAUAAGGGUUUAGUUUAUUCAUAGCUAAAGUAGUUGAAAUCUUUCUGUUCAUUUGUUUUUAAACAAAUAUUUGUAUCCCACCUUUCUCCCAAGUGUGUUCAAGGUGAUUUACAACAGAGAAACUUAACAUGCAACAAUAGAUGGAACUGUUAACACCAGCCAGACACAGUCAAGAUAGUGGAGGUUGACUCAGAUAUUUUUACUACUGUCCUCUGGCUUUUUCUUCUCUAAUAUCUGAUUUCUAAUUUUGUUUCAGAAAUGUUAUUGCUUAAAGAACUUCAGGUUCCUGUCUUUCAGAUACCACCUAUAAAAGUGCAACCCAGAUUACAUCCUUUGUCUAUAUAUUUCAGGUGAAUCUCUCUAGUUCAUAUCUGUUGUUGAGGAGAGCAGUACUAGCUUGUUUGCAUCAGCUUGUACAAAGAGAGGCAGCUGAGGUAUCUGAACAUGCUGUGGCCCUUGCUAAAGACAGCAGAGAAGACUUUAGUCCAGGUAAUAUUGAGAUUCAACCUUGUACCAGUGGAUGCAACAGGACUUCUCUCUCCUCUGUUCUCCCAAACCCCCAGAGUAGAUUCUGGGGGAACGCAGGGGAUUGCAGGAGAUGAGGAAGGAGCAGGGAGUCCUGCUAGUAUAAGCAGGCCACCAUAGCUGGGUGUCACUCAUCAUGUUUUCCCCUCUUAAAUAUUUUUUUGGUUUUGUGUAACUUGUAUCUUGCCAUGCAAAACCCUGCAGAUAUUUGUGUAUUGCAAACUGACUGCUUGGAGGCACAAAAGGCACAUGUUUAUCUGUUCUGACCUAUGGUUCUUCAAACUGAAGGACUGGGAGUUUGACUGCUGCACCACAUCAGAAACUAUAUCCUCCUAUAAAACUGUCAUGCCAGAGAGAUGAAUCUGUCUCAGUCUUCUGUCUCGCAGGCUAGUUUUGUAUGUGCAAGGUGGGUGGGGUCUUUUUUGGGGGGGGAUUGCAUAAAAUCACUCACUUUGCAGUCUAAAGCAGUAGAAUGCAGAAACAGACACAUGUUGUUUCUUAUUUGCCUGUUUGGUCUCUGAUUUGCACACUUUGCUCAGAAAGGCAUGCCUGGCUUUCUGCUUUCUGGAUACACACAGUAAUCCUUACUAUGUCGUACUUGUCUUUUUGAUGCCUACUGAAGACCUUCCUUCUUUAAGCUGAGACUGUUCCCAGUAUUGGAAUUACUUUAAAGAUGUAUAAUCACUUGUUGCUUGCUGUGCUGGGUCACUUUGGAAAGAAGGGUGGAAUACAACUGAAAUAAAUAAGUAUUUUUAUUGACGUAAAUGGCUUGUAGGAGCUUAUUUCUGAACUUACAUUGUAACCUGGGAUGUAGCUUUCAUGAUCUGUUGAAACACCAGCUUCAUCCAUGGCUGGUUUUGUGCCAUAGAGGUAACCCAACAGAAGGAGGGGCAUGGAAGUGUACAGCCCUUCUUUUGGAGUCUGCUACCCAUCCUGACCUAGCUAGUUUGUGGUCUGCUGUCUGAAUGGACAGGGAUCAGCAUAACUCCUCCCCUUAAAUUGUGACUACCUCUGUCAGAAGUGGUCUAUUGCUGUGGCUCUAAAAAUGACACUUCCCCCAAGACAUUUUCUUACUAUAUGGAAUCAUGGGGGGAAAUCAGAGUCAUGGUAUGGAGGCAGGGAAUGUCUUGAAGUGUGUUUGGUUUUAGUUAUGCUUUGGGCAUUAAUGAUGCUAGAGAGAUGAGAUGAGCAGCAGCCUUUUGAUAUUAUUUCAGGGUUAAAUAUUUUGCCACAGUAUUGCACUUAAAAACUUUUGUCAGCUUUUACGUGCUGUGAUUCAUGCUUGUUUCUCGGCAGAUGAAUUCAGAUCACACUGUUGUUGCUUUUACAGGCAUUAACAUCAGAGAAGUAGGCCUUGAAGGUGCAUUACUGAGCUUAUUGGACAAGGAACUGGAUCCAAAACUAUGCCAAGAUAUCAGAGAGACCCUGAGCCAUAUGCUUAUAUCAAUGGGAGUGGAAAAACUCUCUUUCUGGCUUAAACUCUGCAAAGAUGUUCUAGCUGCCUCUGCUGGUAUGUGCUGAUGCCUUCUUCCUAGAAAAUAGAUUUUCUCAUUAGAUAAAUGAAUCAAUGAAUCAACUGACCAUACUAUCAACUGAUAUCUUAACCUAUUUUGCAAGUAAUUUCAUGUAAUAAGUGAGAAGAGUGACUCAUAAAAACUUCUAAGUCGGAAGACCACAGAGGAAAAGGAGGAGCCUCAUGCAGCGUGAUCAUUGGAGACCCUCCUCCAGUGACAUCAGAAGGGAGUCAGGUGGCCCCAGGGAAAUGGGCCUUCUCAGUGGUGGUACUUAAUUUUAUGUGAUUCUCUUCCUAGCAAAGCUUUGCUGGUGCCUACUUCUUGGCACAAAGAAAGACCUUUUUACUUUCCUAGACAUAGCUGCUGGUAGUUUCUAUUACAGUGGUACCUUGGAAGUCGAACGGAAUCCGUUCCGGAAGUCUGUUUGACUUCCAAAGCGUUCGGGAACCAAGGCUUCCUGCAGCCAAUCAGAAGCCACUGAAGCAGUGACAGACAUUUGGUUCCAAAGAACGUUCGCAAACUGGAACACUCACUUCUGGGUUUGUGGCGUUCAGGAGCCAAAACGUUCAACUCGCAAGGCGUUCGACUUCCAAGGUACGACUGUAGUUUUGUUACAUUGUUUAACAUAAAUAAGUUUCCUUUGCAUCACUCCCCACACCUCUUGCUCUAUUUCCUUGCUCAUUCCUCCUCCCUAUCUCUAUUCCUCCUGCUCCCCUUCUGCCCUGUUAUACACCCCAAGUCUUUGAUGGGUACUGCUGCAACAGUACUCUGAUCCAUUAAGUGUUUUGCACUUUACCUCCCUGUAUCUCAAUGCAGAUUUCAUCACAGUGGCUUCAGUGGACACUACCCAAGAAGAAGAGGGAGCUCAAGGGGAUGAUGAAUUUGCAUUAGCUUUGGAAUACAAUGAAAAGCUGCAGCCCUUCCCUCAUCCUCGAUGGUCUACUAGAGUAUUUGCUGCAGAGUGUGUGUGUAAAAUUAUCGGCCAGUGUGAGAAUGCAGGCAACGCUCACUUUGACAUAGCUCUGGCACAAGAAAUGAAGCAAAGAGAUUCAAGAGGUAUGUCCUCAUGUUUAUGCAGACAUCCAACUGCAAGUAAGUGGGUAUAGGAUUUCAGUCUAAAUUUAAUUUGACAAACUGUAGCUUAAUGGGAGCCAACAAAAUCUCUUUGCAGCUAUUGCAACAGACAUUCAUUGAGGUGCGUAUUCAGAUUAUUGUUAGUACGCUCACUUGUGAACGAGAGAAAAAUGAAUAGUCUUGAAGAACAAAGAGGUUUGUAGAUUUAUUAUGGCACAAACUUUUCAGAGACUAGAGUCAACUUAAUGCAGAUAGUAUUAUUAGAUACAUGUUGUAUUGUCCUCAGUUGGCAGCUGGAGAUAGAUGGGUGGGAGGAAAUGUAACAGUGGGGUCAAAUGGCUAUUUGAGUAAAAAACCAAACCACAGUAUGGCUUCCUGUCCUGCUACAUAUGCUAAGCUGGCAUCUAGCGGUAGCCAUUCCUCAGACUAUAGGGGAGAGAGAUGGUUCUACAGAUCCUUUCUGCCAGCUCUGCUGAAAGGCCAGACAUUUUGCUCAUCCUCUCCUUGAACUGUUUCCAUUCCAGCUGGGCAAUUUCAGUAACUCUGUAACUAUGAACUAAUGCCCGAGAUUGCCUUUUCCCCUCCUCCCUCCCAAUGUUUCCUCCUUUUUCUGUAAUGUCUCUUAGAUGUUAAUCCUCAAGGUAGGGGAUGUUUUUAUAACUUGUGGCUUUAGACUACUCUGGAGCCUUUUUUGACUGGAGAGUAAAUCUGGGAUUUUGUCAUCCAAUGCUGCUAUUGUGUUAUUUUGCAGACAUUUGAACUUUAAUUGAAUUAACAUGGACUUUUUAUAUUUUAAGACCAUUUUGGCCUGCUUUUUCCAUAUAGAAACAUCAACUUGAGGGUAAUGGUUUACGCUUCUGAUGAAAUGAAAUCUGGUCCAUAAAGUUAAUGCCAUAAUAAAUCUGUUACAUCUUUUAGAUGUCUCAAAGAUGUAAAUCUGUUACAUUUAGAUGUUUUUUUCUGCUACAGACUAACACAGCUUUAUCCCUGGAAGUUAAUAUUACUGAAGCAAACUUUUCCAGAUGUUGCACCUAAAAUGUUGACUCUACGCAGAAUGUUGACAAUCUGCAGUUGUUAUUGGUGGUUUCCUGGUUCAGCAGGAAAUGAUGCCUAGUUAUGUAUAGGUGUACAAUUCAGAGGAUGGGAAAGAAGAGGGGGUGGGAGAUAGGCAUCAAUGCUUUAAGUGUCCACACUAAAAUACAUUUUUCGUAUUAACAAAAUGAUGUUUUCCUUCCCCACACCGCCAGAUGAUUUCCUAGUACUGCACUUAGCUGACUUGAUCCGCAUGGCUUUUAUGGCUGCCACGGAUCACAGUGACCAGCUUCGUCUUUCUGGCCUUCAGAUGUUGUUAAUUCUUGUUCGGAAGUUUGCUACUGUGCCGGAGCCAGAGUUCCCAGGUCAUGUGAUUCUGGAACAAUAUCAAGCAAAUGUAAGUAGGCUUUUGGUUCUAGAGGCAUUUGAAAAAUAAAAUGCAUAUUAAGAGUUAACCCUACAUCGCACUUGAAAACUUGUGUUAUAAAGGAAUAUAUUAUUGGCGUCUUACUACACAGGCUGAAUAGAAUUGAUAACAAUAGCCAUCACUGUAGUGAAUCAAGAGCUGAUUUUGUAAAUGUGUGGUGGAACUGGCCUAAAAUAAACGAAUUGUUGGAAAAUAUUUUAUAACAUAUGUUACUUUAAAUUAGCUUACCAAAUUACCAGUAUAAAGAGUAGCAGAAACCAGAAAGCCUCUGUGGCAACUGAAAUGUAUAACUUGGUCCCAAAAUGUUCAUCAAGUUGGCAAGCGAUUAGGAAUAAUUCUGCAUGUUGCACCUUUUGCCUUUUAAGAGAAUCAUACUCAGAUUUGUAAGAAUAUGUUAACUGGGCCAGUUUCUUCAAAAUAUUCAAAUAUUUUUUAGCAUGUUAUCAAAUUAUUUUAUUUUAGGUUGGUGCAGCACUUAGACCAGCUUUUACUUCUGAAACACCACCUGAUGUAACAGCAAAAGCAUGCCAGGCAAGUUUUUUAAAACUAUAUAUAUAUAGAAUUCAAAUUUCAUCAACUCUUGACCAAUCACAGGUAAAACUUGAUAAAGAUUAUAUCUUUAUCUUGUCUCUUAAAAAUUAGUAUUCGAGACUGCUUCACCUCGGAACAUUAAAUAUGAUUGCAUAAUGGGUUUGCCAGAGCAGAGAGAAAGCUAAUAACCUAAGUAAGUAAGUAAAUAAGAGAGCACAAACCCAGGCAUAGUGUUUUGUAGCAUUACAAAAAUAACUAUAUUGUUUGCUGUUCUAUCAUACUAGGUUUGCAGUGCCUGGAUAGCAAGUGGUGUAGUAAGUGACCCUAGUGACCUUCAGAGGGUUCAUCAAUUGCUUGUGACAUCCUUGACCAAAAUACAGGUGGGACAAGAAGCCCAAAGUCAACUGUACAAUGAAGGCACAUCAGUUAUGGAGAUCCUAGCUGUGUUGAAAGCUUGGGCAGAGGUACUUUUUAAUAUACAUAUUUAUGGUGGCACUAGCACUUUGCAAUUAUAACUUGUGGAUCAGACAUUUGAAUAUCUACAGGGGUCAACUUCUAGUUUUGAGUUGUGGUGUUUGGAAAAAAACACCUGGAUUUUACCCUGAUGUUCAAGGAAUUGGAGAACAUUCCUAUUUGCUUAUACUGAGUCCGACCAUUGGUCCAUUCAGUUGUCAGGGCUGGAGUCAGAUGCAAGUCAGCACGAAGAAGCAGAGUCAGUUGCCAGUGAAGUUAACUGUUUAUUCAAGGAAAGGGCAUACAACUCAGCAACACUUCCCAGUAGGUCUUGCCCCUAUAUUCAAUGGCCUAUCAAUGAGAUUGUCCUUUCAUGUUGUUGUUUCAACAGGUCUAUAUAGUUGCAGUACAAAGGCAGAAAAAGCAAAGCGACGUCAACAGACCACCCUUGGUAAUAAACAUCACAGAGGAGAGCUGCAGGGAUCAAAUAUCUCCAGUGGAUGAACUUCUGGAGCUAGUCCAAGCAGAUCUGGGCAAUCUGAGCAAACUCUGGCUUGCUGCACUCCAAGAUUAUACUCUCUUAACUUUGCCGUCAGAAUUUGCCUCUCAACUUCCUGCUGAAGGUAGGCAGGCAAAUAGAACAAUACAAUUUCAUUUCAUUCAUUAAUCUAUUAUAUUUCUGUGCUGCUUUUCACUCACACGAGUCACAAAGCGCCUUACAAAGAAUAACAAUAAUAGAACAUCACAAUUACAACAUAAAUCGUAUAAAAUAAGUAACAAAUCGUCAGCAAAACAAUUACAAAUCAACAGUAAAACAACCACCUUCUGUAAAAUACUGUUAACAAAACAACUAAAAAUUAAGCUAAACAUCACAAGUCAUAAGAUUCACAAGGCAUUGUUGCACUCAUAAUCCACAAAAUAAGAUUAACAAGAUUAACAAACAACCAAAAACAAACUAAGCACUGUUGAAUUCACACACACAUACCCUUCCCCACCCCCAUGACUCAGUUCAUCAAAAUACGUACACAUAAAAUACAUUCUGCAAAUACAUAUUAACUUUGAUGCCACAUAAUUUGGGCCUGAUUCCAUAAAUUAGAAUGUAGCCAGUAACAUGUUGUCAGCAAAAAAUUUAAAUGAAAUUUUCAAAAUGUAGAUGCAUAAGUGAUAAGAUGCCUGUAAGAUUGCAGAAUUUAAAAAGAAGUUUACUGAAGUCAUCUUUGAUGAUUUGUGAAUAUUACUUUUAAAGAAUAACUAGCCAAACCUUCCUCAUUGUUUAACCAUAAAAAGUGUAAUUAAAGUAGUAAAUACAAAGCUACCUUGAGCUGUUUGGAAUAUGCUAAACAUCUGUUGCUUUUAAUUGUAGGUGGUGCUUUCUAUACUGCAGAGACAAUUGAAAAUUCAAGACCACACUAUCAAAACUCCUGGGCACUGAUUCUCCAUGCAACAGCAUUGUGGCUUACCAGCACAGGUUUUCUUGUAGGUGACUCAGAUGAAGGUCUAACUAACCUUUCUCGACCUGUCACCCCAACUACAAUGUGUCAAGAUUCAACAUCUAGAGCUGCUGUAAAAUCACCUGAAGACGUGAACACUGAUAGAUUUCAUCUGGUUUUGGGUUAGUAAAUGCAUGAACUUUUCCUGGUGUUAUUUUCUCAUGUAAUUUUUCUGAUGUUGUUGGAAAUCAGUAUGAGAUGUUAGGCACAUGUCGAAGUGGUUAAUAUGCUACUGUUGAUAAAAUUCUGCAUUGUAUGGGAUUACUACAGAAUUUCACCAUUAUUUCAUUGAAUCAAGCCAGUGGUCCAUCUAAUUGAGCUAAUUGUCCCAUCUAACUGAGAACUGUUAACCCAGAAUGUCAGAGGAUUUGAAACUCAGUUCUCCCAGUCUCUGGGAAUUGGAAUUUUAUUUACUUAUAUCUUAUUUGUUAAAAGAUUUCUAAUCUGCCCUUCAUGUUGAAUGAUCUCAGGGUGUAUAACAAUUUAAAACAAAACAAAACUGAAACAUACAGUUGGAAGAGUACUAAUAUAUACUCGUCCCAGCACAGGCCCAAUAAAAAUUAUUUCAAAUGCCUGGUGCAAAAAUCUGGCACCAAAAGAUGGAUAAGAAGAGCACAAGUCAAAUUUCAGGGGCAGAUAGUUCCAAACUAGUCAAUUGACUGAUGUGUUAUUGGAAAUUCAACUCUGAUUCUGUUCACAGCAUAAUUUCUCCCCUCUCUUCUUAGGAAUUAGUGUGGAAUUUCUAUGUUCUCCUCGGUCAGACGCAGGAAUGGAAAAUAUUACUUCUUGUCUACAUGCCUUACGGGUGCUGCUUGAUGUUCCUUGGCCAAGGUCUAAGAUUGGUGGUGAUCAGGUAACAAUCUAUUGGAAAUCCUAAGUAUGAAUUAUGAAUUGUUCUGUGUUAACAAUAAUUGCUUCUACCUGAUGUCUCCAAGAAAUUGCUUCCUUCGUUUUUUCUCAUCGUGAUUUCUCAUGACAUAAUGUGAAGAACGCUUGAAAUAGCCUCUGUGAUACAUUUCACCAUGUGUGUUGCUGCAUUGUGUGUUCCACACUUUUCCUGUUUCCCUUUAUACAGGAGCUGAGUGUUGAGCUGCUGAAUGUUUUACAUCGGCUUAUAGUGACAAGAGAGUCCCCUGACAUUCAACUUGCUGCUCUAGAAGUUGUUCGACAGAUUCUUUUUGCAGCUCAGGAACAUGUCAAGGAAAAACGGAGAAGUGCAGAAGGUAUUGUUCUUGCUGGCAUUUAACUUAAUAUGCUGGCUUUCCACGCACAAGGUGGCUUACAUAAAAUCGAUCAAGGACAGUACAUAAAAACACACAGGUUUCAUGCUUCUCUCUUCUCUGGCUCAAAUUUCUCCUGCCACCCUUAAGCAGGGCCCUUCUUAUUAUGUGUUAGAAUUGAAUAAAUAUCUUAUGACCAUGGUGGGUAAAAAUAAAUAAAUUGCUGCGGUUCUUUUCACCGGUAGCAUAAUGCUAAUAGUAGAUUUUUAACCUGUAUUUCUAAUUUAUUUCCAUAUUUGUCCUGCAUUAGAUUCUUUCUGAACAUGGGAGCUGCGCCCAUAUAGGAUUAUUUUAGUUAGUGAUGGUAAUUUAAGCCAUCCCUCCUUUUAAUAAUGAACAUAGCUGUUAAGCGUAGUAUGCGUCAGAAUUAAUAUACAGUGGUACCUCAGGUUACAAACACCUGGGGUUACAAACACUUCAGGUUACAGACUGCGCUAACCUGGAAGUAGUACCUCGGGUUAAGAGGUACACCUGGUGGUGCGGUGGCAGUGGGAGGCCCCAUUAGCUAAAGUGGUACCUCAGGUUAAGAAUGGUUUCAGGUUAAGAACAGACCUCCGGAACGAAUUAAGUUCGUAACCAGAGGUACCACUGUAGCUUGUUUUAACAGUUGGCAUUCAUACCCUACAAGUGAAACAACUUAACUGUUGUUUCUUUCUUCCCCAAGAACCUCACCAAUUUUAAUUGUGAAAGGGAGUUAAGAAAAUCAAACAUUCUCACCAUCCUCACAAAAUUACAGUUUCUAGUGUUGGAGACAAACAAAGCAAAGUAAGUUCAUACAGUGCAGCUAGAUGAUGGAAUUUGUUACCCCUUAGAUGGCUUUAAAAGGGGAUUAAACAAAUUCAUGGUGGAUAAAAUUACCAGCAACAACUAGUCAUGAUGACUAGGUACUGUCUCCGGGUUUAGAAGCAGCAAACACCUCUAAGUAGCAGUUUUCUAAGUAGAGAUUGCCAUUGUGGGGCAAAGAGAUUGCUGGAUAAAACAGGCCUUUGGUGUGCUUACACAAGUGUUCUUCUUAUGUAUCGAAUCCUCAUGCUAUGGCACAGCAGUAAAACUGGGAAUAAAACUACUCUGUGAAUUUGUAGUACAGCUAUAGGAGGAGUGAAGCUAAAUUGGGAGUUGUGAUGCAUGUUAACAUAGAGUUCUGUUUUGCAAACUAUGUGUCUCCACAGCAGGAAAAAUCCAAGUGCACACAGCUGAAGCAAUUGUAGAUUCUUUCCCUGUUGACCUCUGCUUCCAUUUUCCUCCCUCUUUUGCUUCCUUUGUGUCUGUUAUUAGACAGUAAGAGCCUUGAGGUAGGGACCUGCCAGACCUGUUCUUUGUAAAGCAUCAUCUACAUAUAUGGCAUUAUUUUCAUAAUUAAUAUAUGUGGCAUUGCCUUUUAAAUGCUUUAGAAAAGAACUCUGUGGCAUGGUUUCUGCUGGGAGAACCUUCCUUUGUAAAAGCACAGGAGGUUUCUAUCCCUCACGGGUGCAAGUGACUGUCCUGUUCUAUUUAUUUGCCUACUUUCUGAAGAACUCCAGGUAUCUUAGAAUUCACAGUAUCAAAAUAAUGUGUCAGAUAAAAGCAACCCUCCAAGUUAAACCCAAUUUAUAACACAAGCACACAACAUUUACAUCUGUUUCAUGGCUUGGACAACCCAGCCAGAUGGGCCGGGUAUAAAUAAUAAAAUUAUUAUUAUUACUUAUAUGGGACCGACAUUGAUAAAAGUGUCCAGUUUCCUCUGGAGUUGCAUGCGAGGUAUAUAUUCUCAAUGCUAUUAGUUCUGACAGGACUCAUUACUGGUCUAUAGGAGCAAAACGUGUGCUUGAGGUUUUAUUAUUGGUGUUUUAAUUGUAUUUUGAUGGUGAUUGUUUAAUAAUGUUUUGUUGUAUGGAAACCACUCAUGAUGGGAAAGCAGUGUACAAAAAUAUUUACAUAAAUAAAGAAGCCGCAGGUGCUGGGGCUAAAUAAAAAUGCCUUCAGCAGGUGCCAAAAGGAAUACGAUGCAGGUGCCUGCCUGCUAUCAAUAGGCAGGGAGUUCCAUAGUCCUGGUGCGGCCACACUAAAAGAUCAAGAUCUUUCAGAUGUGGUGCAGGUAUUAUGUGCCACAUGUAAAAGGGCCAGUUCUCCCGAUUGAAGCAGUUGCAUGGGCGCAUAUGGAGUAAGACGAUCUUGUAGGUAAACUGCUCUCCAAGUUGUUAAGAGCUUUAUAUACUAACACAUUGAACUCAGCCUAGUAAGCAGAUCAAGUGGAGACCUCUCAGCCCAGGUGCUUAUAUGCUGACAAGGCCUCACUCCUAUCUAUCGCUGUCCUUCCAUUUUAGUUGAUGAUGGAGCUGAAGAGAAGGAAACCUUGCCGGAGUUUGGAGAAGGCAAAGACACAGGAGGACUGAUACCUGGAAAGUCCUUAGUCUUUGCAACCCUGGAGAUGUGUGUGUGCAUUCUCGUAAGGCAGUUGCCUCAGCUGAACCCUAAGAUAACGGGCAGCCCUGGAAUUACAUCUGGAAAACCUCAGUUGUUAUCGGAGAAUGGAAGCAGACUAGUUUCGGUGGCAUUAGGAAUCCUCUCUGAUGUUCCUGCAGUCUGCUCACCAGAAGGUAGGAUGCUCCCAAGAUGUUUCAUUUGCGAGGAAGAAAGAGGCAGUGUAGGGAGCGAUCCUCCCAUUCUAGGAAUGCAAGCUCAAUGUUUAGCCUUUUUUAAUGUGCACCAGAAGCUAUUUCUUCUUAACCAUGAUAUUUUCAUCGCCCCUUUGUCAUAUCCUACAGGAAGCAUUGCCGUUCUUCCUACUAUCUUGUAUCUGAUUAUUGGAGUCCUCAGAGAAACUGCUGUGAAAUUACCCACAGGCCAGUUGCCUUUGACUGUUGCUUCAUCAUUACAAGCUCUUAAAGGAGUGCUGUCUUCUCCCAUGGCCCGGGCAGAGAAAAGCCGGACUGCUUGGAACGAAUUGCUCCGCAGUGCUUUGGUCACUGUUCUUAACUUUUGGGAUCAAGGUACUUAUUGGCAAAACCUAUUGGUGUUUCGCAACUUUCUGACUAGUUGCAGGACCUUAGCCAGACCUAGCAGAGUAAACGCAGAAUCCACGGAAGCAAUUGGCGACUUGGCUGCAGACAGGAUAGACGAACCAGGAACCAGGAACUUGUAGUUAGGUGUUUAUUAUAUACAGUGGACUAUUUACAGAAACAGAACACGGAUCUUUUGCUAGCUCUCUCUGACAUGACUCACAACUCCUACACUGACACACAGAACUCUGAACCUCUGAACACUGAACUAACACAUUCCAGUUAGUAGGCAAUUAAUUAUCACUCCCUUGAGAGAGCUUGACCAAUCAGGGAGCUGUCGCCAUGUCUCUGUUAUCACCAGGCAGACUAACUCCUUCAGAUUGCCUUCUGGCGGUCUGCCAAACCUUAAUUGACUCUGUAUGAGUAGCUGCACGUACAGUUUCCCAACAGUACUAAGGCUGAGGAAGGUGUUUGGUCUAUAACUCAAGACAGUAUAAGAGUGGGGGAUGAGGUCUGCCAACAAUUAAAUAUCAUAAACACCACACCAAUGAGUGAUUCCUAAUAAGUAGUAUGCAACAUUCUGUCUAGUACUAGAACUGUAUAGGUACAAAAAACGAAGUCUGGCAUCUGAACAAGUUUCUGGUAACUGGUAUGUGACAGUUGGGUUGCUGAAGAAGGUAGGGAAUUGGCUUCUUCUCCCCUUAUGGUGAUCUGCUGCUUCUUAGACCUUGCCGCCUCCUCUACCCAGAGUCCCUACUUUGCUCUCUCAAUCCCACUGCACUUUGGGCAACUUGGCUUACACACAUUUCUUCCCCUUGUCAGACCCUUCUUCCAUACCUGUCUUUGCUUUCUCUACCGUUUUGAUGUUGUACAUCUUUUUAGAGCCGAGCACCUUCUGUUCCUGCCUUCUACUCACUUUUCUUCUCUUUUUUUCAAAAGCCUUUGGAUGCCACUCGUUGUUCACACCUUUCCUUCUUUUUCUCCCAAUGGACUUCCCUGGAAGAAUGACUUAAUCAGAGUUGAGGCUUCCCAGAGCACACCUGAGUAAGGCUCAGCUCUGGAAAGAUACAUGGUAGUAGUAGCAGUAGUAAUGUAUAUGAAGUUGUCAUGUUAAGACAGAUGACCUGUCCGGCCCAUUAUCCAGCCUAUUUGGGCUGGCCAACAACUUUCCAUGAUCUUAGGCAGAGGUUUCAUCGAUGGCAUAUCCUUAACUGUAGAUGACUAUAAAGUUCUGAAAAGUUAUCCGCCCUUGCUCUAUAUUGUAGCUUUUUAAUAAAAAGCAAAUGCAUACAAUUCACUGGGGAAAAAAUCUGACCGAAGAGGAGGGCUCAAACAUUCUUCAGCAAUAGUUCAUGCUGAGUAAAAGUUCUUAAGAGUAUCUAAUGUACAUUCUUAAAAAUAUGUGUUUAUCUGCCAACUGUGUUUAACUCAAAAAUCUGUUGAUUUGUGAUACAAUUGAUCUUAGUGUCUUGAUUUGUGCAUUUUGAUUGAUGAAAUGCUCCAGUUUCAGAACACAAAUUUAAGAUUGUUUUUAAUUGGUAGAUGGUGCUCAUCAAGAAUUGGAUGAAGGUAGUCUGCUGACUGCAGUCACAAUAUUCAUUUUGUCUACAAGUCCAGAAGUUGCUACCAUGGAGUGCCUUCAGAAGUGUUGCAUUGAAAAGUUUCAGUCAGCAAUGGAAUCUAAAGAUCCUAUUGUAAGUCCUGCAUAUUGAUUUUAUUGUUUAGAGCUCUACAAUUGCUAUGUUUUUAUGUUCAGCCUUGAAUGAUUUAUUUAGAAUGCUUCUAUCUCACUAUAUAGCCUAGGAGGCCCUCAAAGCAGCUUGAUUCCCAAAAUAAAAGUUCACAUUCAGGUUUGGUAUCAGGAACAGUAAUAACAUGGCAACACUAUGGAGCCUGAAUUAUUCUGGUGAAAUUUCCUGCCCUCAUCCUUAGUCUUCCCUGGUGUCCACAUUCAGCCUCAGCCUACUAGGCAGCAGAGCCCACUGAUUAUCACUGAGGCAACAGUAGGGCCAAACAGUAGGAAAUCUCUCAGCCCAUGAUGAAGGCAAAUCUUUGUCUUGCAGCUGCCUCCACCAUCCGAAGAAAGGGAAUAGCCACAGUGGAAAGGGUCUUUUCACCUGUCAUGCAUAUAUAGUAUAUAAUACAUCUUGUGGAAAAGCUAAAAAGUAUGCUUCCUUCUGUUUGAUACUGGAUUGUUGUUUUUUGUAUGGAUCUCAGCACUUUUAUUUUGAUUUGGGCAACAUGGAGUCCCUAACACAACCCCAGAGUUGGCCACGACUGGACCUAAUGGUCAGGGGUACCUUUACCUUUUAAGUUCAGGGACGCGGGUGGCGCUGUGGGUUAAACCACAGAGCCUAGGAUUUGCCAAUCAGAAGGUUGGCGGUUUGAAUCCCCGCGACAGGGUUAGCUCCCAUUGCUCGGUCCUUGCUCCUGACAACCUAGCAGUUCGAAAGCACAUCAAAGUGCAAGUAGAUAAAUAGGUACCGCUCUGGCGGGAAGGUAAACGGCAUUUCCGUGCGCUGCUCUGGUUCGCCAGAAGCGGCUUAGUCAUGCUGGCCACAUGACCCGGAAGUUGUACGCCGGCUCCCUCGGCCAGUAUAGCGAGAUGAGCACCGCAACCCCAGAGUCGGUCACCACUGGACCUAAUGGUCCAGGGGUCCCUUUACCUUUACCUUUUAAGUUCAGGAUCACUGCACAUAGAACAGCUUACAGCUACCAGAAAGAGGGAAAGAGUGUACUCAUAUAUGCUGGUAUCUGGCAACACACCUGCAUUAAUACACCUAAUUUACUCUGUCUGGUCUUUUCCUGCCGUAUCUGAAAGCAGAUCUUGCUACUGACAUUGGUGCAGUCUUCUGCUUCUGAUAAAUGUACUGAUGCACAGGGCAUCCCCCCAAAUGCAGUUCAACAGUGCUCUCUAAUACUACAUUUUUGUGUUUUAACUUGGAAUUUUCCUUUUUCUUUUUAGGUGCAACUUAAAUGCUACCAGCUUCUCCUUACCAUUUUCCAGUAUCCAAAUCGAACUAUCUCAUAUCCUUACAUUCAUUCAUUGGCAUCAUCAAUUGUUUGCAAACUGCAGGAAACGGAGAAAGUCAAGCCUGAGAAUUCUGCUGAACUUCAGGUUAUUCAGGAAGGGAUAAAAGUUGUGGCUGCUGUUAUAGCUCUCGCUGAGGAGGAACAUCGUAAGUGUCUUUUGUAGGGCAAAAUAGACUGACAUCUGGAAUCAGUUGCUAAUUAAAAUAUGUCUCUAUUAAUGCAAUUUCAGUUGUGACAACAUGUUGAGGACUCAUGACAGUGCUAAUCUGUUAACAUUUCAUCACUUGGAAACUACUUCUAAAAGUAUUCUUUAAAUUAUUACUUAAUCUAGCAAAUGCAUGCAGUGUUGGAAAAACCUUCUGAACACAUUAACCCUUCUAGAGGCUGUGCUAUGUAGAGAAUGUGCACCUUAAGCAGAUGCUGCCAAACUGGUGAUUUGCUGUGUCAUAUCGGCUAGUCUGUCUUACAGUACACUCAUUGCUUUGAUCUACCCUGUCCCCACUUGGAUGAUCAGAAACAUUUUCAUCCUUCUCCUCAUAGUUUCAUUCCAAAAUGGAUGUUCUCCAGCUAUCUGUUUCCCCCAGUUUAAAAGCUGCUGAGUCACUUUUUUUGAUGUCAAGAGCAAGGAGUGGUGUGGCUCCAUUUCUGUUCAUGUGAGACCCUUCCCUUUUAUAUAGACCCAGCUUGCCCCCAAAACAUGACCCAGAGUCUAACAAAUCCAAAUUCCUCCUCCUGACACCACCAUCUUGUUCAUUUGGUGAAACCCCUCAGCUUUGACUGUCUGGUUUGCCCUGUGCCUGGAAUGGGUAGCACUUUGGAGAAAGCUAUCUUGGACAUUCUGGAUUACAGCUUCCUAUCUAGCAAGCUGAAUGUCACAUCUAGAUCUGUGGUAGUUGGGGGCUCAUUUUAACAGAAAGAGUUUAUUGUCAGCCACAUUGUGUUACUCUUCCCUAGGCAAUUUUAAAUUUGUGACAAUUAUAUUAGGUUUUAAGGAGAAAGGACGUGGUAGAAGAGCAGUCAAUCACUAAAUACUCUCUAUGAUCCCACUCAAUUGCUUCAGUCUGUGGAAAUGGGACAGUUACAAGUGGUGCAUCUUAUUUGUUCUGCCCUUGUAAUAAACUGGUCUUUUAGCAUGGCAGCCUUGGAACUCCCUGUUGAUUGAUCUCAGGUAGUUGCCUUCGCUGUACAGUACUCUUUUUGGUUCCUGCUUAAAAUGUUUUUGUUUAUCUUGGACAUUCUGGAUUCCAGCUUCCUAUCUAGCAACCUGCAUGUCACAUCUAGGACUGUAAAACGACUGACAGUAUGUUCCAUGACUGCUGAACUCCCUGCCAAUAUUGUUUAGUAGAGAGAAAAGCACACAUUCAUUAAGCCUAAUUAAAAGUGUGUUUUUUAAACUCUGUGUUGCCGCUGUUAAUGUAUCAGCUAAUUAACAAUGGCCCUCCCUUUGCAGAGGAAAACAAUUAGGAAUAGAUGGGGCUAACUUAGAAUUAUCAAUUUUUGCUGUUUUGUUUUUAACCAGCUCAGUUCCAUUAAAAGUCUGUGACAUGAUUAUUCUCUAUAUUUUAUUUAUUAUUUGCAACUUAAGGGCUACAAAUGUCGCAGUUAAAACAAGUACAGUUAUGAAAAUGAAAAAGCACAAAACUAACCAAUAACAAAGCAAACCAAAUGGUGGCACAGUACAAUGCAAGAGGAGAUAAACCGCCCAGUCAGCGAAAUGUCAGUGUAAAUCACAUAUGCUAGGUUUAGUAGCCUGUAGACUAUAGCCAAAGUCAAAGAUACAUUUUAUUGUAUCACUUGGGUUUUAAAAUGCCAUUAAUAACUUUGCAUUUAUCUUUUUCCGUAGUUGGCCAUCUCUUUGUAUAUAAAUACUCUUUGGAGGAAUUCUCUGCUUGAUUCCAGAUAUUUGGCCUCAGAGUGCCAAAAAGGUGGGGAGGUCAGGUGGCAAGCAGCUGGAAGGGUACUUGCUACAUGCAGGGAGAAGUAAAGGUUCUUCUGUCACAGUAAAGCUACUUGUUAGCCCCUUCUGAGGGCUUAAAUUCAAAACCCACCCCUGCUCCCACAUUGAGACUGGCCCCAGGAAGGGCACUCAGAGGGGAAAAAGCCCUGAAUAACUAGUUGCAACAAUGAUUUUAACAGUGCAAUCCACUGCAUGGUUAUUUAGAAGUAAAUCCUGCUGGGUUUAGUGGGGUUUGCUUUUAUGUUUUGAACUGCAGCCUAAAUGACGUUUAUUGGUAUUAAUCAUUUGUUUUUAAUUUUUCACAGGAACUCAGCUAGUGGCUUGCUUUCUCCCUAUCCUUAUUUCUUUUCUUUUGGACGAGAACGCCCUAGGAUCAGCUACGAGUUCAGCAAGGAGUCUUCAUGAGUUUGCUUUACAGUACCUGAUGCAGAUUGGUCCACAAUAUUCCUUGGUCUUUAAAAAACUAAUGGCUUCUUCUCCGCCAAUGAAGGCGAGGCUUGAAUCGGCCGUGAAGGGCAAUCAGGAAAGCAUCAAGGACAAGGCAGCACCUAGGCAUUCCAAGAACCCUGGGAAAAGUAUUCAGCUAAAGACCAACUUUCUGUGA
Podarcis lilfordi (Lilford's wall lizard) is the source of this 49874-nucleotide messenger RNA. Lineage: Eukaryota; Metazoa; Chordata; Lepidosauria; Squamata; Lacertidae. The record is from the annotation of a GenBank genome assembly.